Xyrichtys novacula (pearly razorfish) is the source of this 69985-nucleotide messenger RNA. Lineage: Eukaryota; Metazoa; Chordata; Actinopteri; Labriformes; Labridae. The record is from the annotation of a GenBank genome assembly.
AGAUUGCCUCCACGUAGUUUUGCCAAACAGGAAAUGUCUGGACAGCUGGCGACUCACUGUGCACCGCCUAGCGCCCACAGCCCCCCAGGCUGAUAAGUGCUUUGACAGAGGUGGGAAUAUUCAUUCACGGCUGAGACUCGCCAUAUUCUCAACAACCCAGAGAGCUGUAAAGUUGUAUGAAGGAACACCACCCUGGUGAUUCAGAGCAGCAGUAACUCAGUUUAUGCUACACUUUGAUGCGCCCUGGCGCGGUCAGGCGCUCAACAGAAGGUGAGCGCACAUGGGCGAACAUUUGUCCGUUUUGAGUGAGUAAUCGAGUAAAGUAAGUGUGAAAAGUUCAACAAGCAACAGAAGAAUAGGAGGCGGAAGCUAUGUCUAAUUCCGGCAUCUUUCAGGAGAACGCACCGAGGUCCUCUGGAGGGGCACGUGGAAAGAGACCACCGGAUUUGGAGCUGUCGGAGACCACGUUUUGCGCGCCUGAUCCAGAAACACCAGCGGGAAGCGACGGGUUUUUCCAAAGAGACAAAAUGUCUGAGGAAGGAAACACUCCAACGGAGGUGCCCCAUAUUCACCUCCACCCGUACGUUUCUCAUCCCCGCAUGUCCGUGCGGAUGUCGGUGUACAGCACCGGGGCGCGUCCAGCCCUCACCCUCUCCUACAUCCAAGGACGCGUGUAUAACUUUCUGGAGAGGCCGUCUGGUUGGAAAUGCUUCUUGUAUCACUUCAUAGUGUGAGUGUUUUUUAUUUUCCUAAUCAUCCGCAUCCAUUGGGUAUUCAAGGAUAUAAUUGCAACUCUAAGAUGCUUAUUAAACAGGGAGUUAAUUGCGCAUGUAGAGCCUUGGAAGCCCUCACUACAAAGAAGUGUUAAUCCUGUGAUUUUGAGAAAGAUGCUGCACAGAUAUCACAGCACAACCCGAGGUCCCCGCAGGAAUAUUUUAAAGAUGUUUAAGUGUAGCUAUGGCAGAUUAAAAAAUGGAAUAUAAUUCAUCACAGAAGAGAGAACCAAAGUCAGAAUAUGUCCUCCUGGGAGUAGUAAAGGAGUAUUAUCCAUAUCUUUCAUUUGGGGGAUAGUUUUCCUCAGCUCUAUUGAACAUUUAAUUUGCCUGAACAGUGUGAAAGCAGAAACUCCAAAGUGUCCUCCUCUGCAUACAAAGUGACUAAAACAACAGAACUUAAAAAACAAGCAGACAGGAGGUAUUUAAGUAUGACAGGCUUACACAAGAAACUGGUUUUAUUGAGUAAAAAAGAAAUUAAAGUCUGUAAUGAACAUAAAUCCUCAGUGUGGGUACAUUUAUCUGCCAAAUCCCCUAAACCAUGAAGAUGUCACUUUAAGGUUCACCCACCAAACUUGAUGUGACAGUUCUGUCAGUUUGCUUCAAUGUCACUUUUUUGACAGAUGAAAUGAAAGUGAUGAUAGAUAUCUGUCUUCACAGUACUGAUGUUGGGCCAAAAGAUGCAUUUCACUGUUUUCUACUCUUGGUAUGACCCCUGUCAAUCCAGUAGAUCCAAAGUGAGUGGUCCUGCAGAGAUUUAGGAAUGUAGGAUAUGAUCCCCCAUGCCUGCUGCCUGUCCCUACUCGCUGGCACUGAUAGCAGGCAGCUAAACUUGGCAGCAUGUGUGAGCUGUGCAGGAGGCAGCGGCCCUGUCUGGCGCUGCCACCCUGUGACCCCGCAGUGUCGGAGGGGACGCAGGGGAAUGCAGCCUGUCGAAGCAGGUUAGAUUCUGUGUGACUCAAAGGGAGCAUGAGCCAACACAGUGCAACUCAAAUAGGUUAAAGCUUUACCAAGGAUAACAGCGCGAUGCACGCAAACUCAGUCGCUGGUGGCUACUAUAAGAGCAGGAGAAUCUUUUAAGUGUUAUAUCAUCUGAGUGCAUGUCAGGUACAAACCAGCAAGAUUAAGGGCUUUCUUUUGAAGGCCACACUACAUACUGUUUCCAAGAAAGCUGACUCUGCAUGUAGCAACAAGACACAGCAGAAAGCAGCUCUGGAAAUGUUAAAUCUACAUGUUUUCACAAGCGCUGGCUGUGAAUCUCUCUUCUUUAUUAUUUGCACUUGUGGUAAUUGGUAGGUCUGUUGUUCUGUCAUUAACUUAAAGCAGGUUCUCACGGUUUGCGAUUGAUUUUGCCAUGACUGACAAGUUUUUCUGUCACGCUCGCUCAGCCAAGUUGGGACUUGUUUUCCCCCAGAAGAGCUCUCUGUUUGUUUGCUUUAAAACAUGGUUAAAGGUCACUGCGGCACAAAAAUGCUUAAAGAUGUCAGUUACACAUCUGUUUGGGAUAAAUCCUGAGUGAUCAGAGUCUGCCUCCUUGCUGGGUGAAGCCACUCCGAAAACAGCACCCUCUGUUGACGGGCUGCAGUAUAGGUCAUAAAUCCCACCUCCUCUAGCAAAGCUUAUGGAGCUGUGGACAAACUUUAGAAAUUUAUUACAGAGAACAUAAAUUUUUCUCCCUCUUGCUUGUGAUGUUGACAUGUAGUUACAGUAGUCCUCUUUUUUCUGUGAAGCUCCAUUUUUAAAAGUUAUUAGGGGGUUCAUGUUUUCUAUGAUUUGACACCUGAUACAGCCUAUGGGCGAUCAGGGAUUGCGUAGCUCACCCGGGGGAGACGCUGUUUGAGCUGAGCAUCAUCACAGGGACUCUCGGCGACUGCACGGCCGAAUGCGUGCAUCACUACUGCGCAGUGCUGGUUUCAGGAAAUGAAGAAAAAUUCCUGAAAUACCGAGAGCUUUUCAGCUUCAAAUCUGUAGACUGGCGGUAGGCGGAACCAAGUUGUCCAUAGUAUAUACAGUCUAUGGUCACAACCAUGAGACAUCCUCAUUUAAUGUCUUGGUGUCAGGCCAUGUCUCUUUAACUUUUAACUUAUAUCGUAAAUUCUCACACUGUGUGCGGUUGUGUGUGUGUGUAUGUGUGGGUGAGUGGGGGUGGGUGUGUGUCUUUGUGUGCGUCUGGGUCCAUGGGGGAAUGUGUGGGUGAGUGGGGGUGGGUGUGUUGUUUUGUGUGUGUGUGGGUCCAUGGGUGAAUGUGUGGGUGAGUGGGGGUUGGUGUGUGUCUUUGUGUGUGUGUGUGUCUUUGUGUGUGUGUGGGUCCAUGGGUGCAUGUGUGGGUGAAAGGGUUGGGUUUUUGUCUUCACUGUUGUUUUCAGCCUCUGUGAGGCACUUUGAAUUGCAUUUCCUUAUGAAUGAAAAGUGCCAUACAAAUAAAGCUGAAUUGAAUUGAAUUGAACCUAAACUUUACUAGUAUGAAAGUCUGAGAUAGGACAAUAUCCCUCACCUCCUUGUUAUUGAUGGAGUAUUUUACAAAAAGUCUGAUUUUCCAAUUUAUCCUAUCAUUUAUUUGAACAAAUAUGGAAAUAACUUGUUUUUUAUGCUUGAAAAUAUAAAUGAAACUUGAUCUUAAUUUAAGAAAAUCUCAUGGUUGGUUGUGGGAUAAAACUGUGAGGUAGUAAAAUACAAACGUGCGCUAAAAUUUUGACUUUUAUCCCAUAAAUGUGACCCACAAUCUCAAAAUUAUCAUCUCAUAAUCAUGACCUGUCAUAUUUAUGUAGAGCUGAGUCCUCCAGGCACCUUUUCAUAUCAAACAAUUAACCCUGGCUGGAAGGGGCUCUCAGUAGGCUGCCCAUGUUGCAUUUCAGAGCAGGCUUUUUAUGCCUUGUGAUGCCUUGUCUGUAAUGUGUAACACAUGGAGUUACAAAGAUGGGUCAAAGUUGUUCCUCCUCUGACCCUUCCUCAGAGUUGGUAACAGAGAACAGAUGCUGAACAGAGCGGGUGGGAGGCCUGAGGCACUAGUGGGAGAGCUAGUCGGAUGCUGUAUGUGUGCGUCUUUGUGUGACUAUUUUUCAAAGCUCCAAAGUUUCACUCACGCAUCCCUCACUUGCAACAUUCCCCUGUGUCUUAGCUCUGCCCACCAGGGAAUCCACAGAGAGAGGCAAGAGAGGAGAGAGUGAGUGAGGAAAGUUGUUGUUGAGAGACUUAAGAUGUCCUUUUCUCUGCAGCGUUACAUGAUGCAGAUUAUUCUGUGUCCUGUUAAAAUACAUGUUUAUCAUGCAUUUACAGGAACAAAUCCUACUUUUCCUUGUAUAUAAAUAAAGAAAUGGGUGGAGUCUACCUUUUUACACAGUCUGGAUAAUGGAGUUGUUUUGUGCAUGAAUGCCCCUGCUCAAAGUCCUCACAGUCUUGACUGUGUGUUUCAUGGUGCACUGUGAUUUAUAGCACAUUGUGGCCAUCUUAUUCACUAUUGUACUUAACAUCUGGAAGUCAAUUUGACGGCUUUGAGUUCAUGCUGGCUUGGUUACUGGAAUUUCUUUCUUCCUUCCUCUUUUUAAACCCAGUAGGACAGAAUUCACGACCUUCAUUCACUGGUCAGUUUAUUGUUCCCAAAGUCUCAACUGAAUUCGGAAAGAAAGCUGUUUUUGUACCUUUUCCUGGAUCAAUCUACAAACAUAGUUGGCUUGAAUGUAUUCAAAUCUCCUGUUAAAAGUCUGAAAGCCAGGCUUUCCAUAUGAACUUUGUGGCCUUUUAUUUUGGUGUUAAGCGUUAUUAUGUUGCUGAAACUUUGUAGGUCUCAAUGGGGCUAACCUGGCUAAAUAAGGGUCAAAUAAGAAAAAAGAUAAAGAUACACGUGGUGCUCCUACAGUGUGUUAACAAGCUGUGUCUCCCCUUCAUCUGCAACUCCUUAAUACUCGGUGUAAUGACACACUGGGACACAGACAUUAAGAUGUUUUGAGUGCUGCAUUUAAGUGUAAAGCUGCAGUGCAGGCGGAGCUCCAUUCAGCAUACUAGUUGAGGUGCUGCUCAUGAGGGGCCACAUGGCAGUUUUGUCCAAGAUGGUUCUUAUUGUAACAAACUAUUUGCAAAGAACUUACCUGUAUCAUAUAUGUUAAGUCAUAUAACAAAACACAAUUCAUUUACUUUACACAUAAACUGUGUUUUGCCAAUUAUUUGUUAUGUUAUGUGUUGCACAUCUGGUAACUCCAUUUUGCUCUGCUAGCUCACCUCUAAGAUCUCCACCAGAUGUUGUUUACAUGACUUUGGUCACGUUGUGCUUUUCUCUCUUUCUGUCUUUUAGCUCCACUCUUGCAUUUUUUUCUCUCUUGUUUGACCUACCCAUCGCAUCACCUAUUGACUUUCUUGGACUGAAGGGAUCAAUCGAUGUCAAGACACAAACAUAAUUUCAUAACCAAUCUUAGGUUUGAGUUUCCAGUCAAGCACAGACCUUUUCAACCAGGCAUACUGUUUGGCUGUUGGAGAACAUUAUUUCAAAGUAAUGUAAAGGCUUCUUGAAUAAUGAGCACUCUUAUCCAUCCGCUGUGUGGCCUACAUUAUUUAUUUACUGUCACUGAAAGAACCAGGAGGAUCCCAAGUGAGCCAGGUUGGCUGAAGAACCAAUCAGCCACUCCAGGCCUGAUCACAGCUUGUAAACAGUUUACAAGGGCGAUGCUGCAGUUUUGUAGUCUGAAGGCUUGUUUGUGCUUUUAUUAUGUAUGAAAAAAGGUGCAUACAUUUUAAACACUUUCACUGUCCCUACCUUCAUACUCCCAUGCAUCCUUUACAUUCAGAUGUGCAUUUAACAAUGCCUCCAGGGGGUUUCACACAGACUUCCCCUUCUCCCUCACUACCAUCCAACAUCAUUUAUGCAUUUACAGCUACUAACUAGCUCUUCUACAGUCAUCAUUGUUGGGUUUUGCUGAUCUGGCUGCACUGGUCCCAUGAUUCAAGGUGGUAAAGCUGCUGUCAUUCGUAAUUGGUAAAUUUUUGGAAAAUGUGCGGAAACAUGGAGGGAAUGGAUGCAGAAUACAGGCAGGCCAUCUGAGUCUCUGUCUAUGUUGGCUUCAAACAUAAUGCAUAAAUAAGCCUUUAAAUGAAUACUGAAUUGAAUUAAGCAGCUUUUGGCUGAGCAGGCUUGGUAGAAAUGGAAUAUGAAAGUCAUUAGAGUGUUAAAACAGGUAUAGAAUCACCUGAAUAUAAAAAUCCUUCUGUCUUUGGUGACUGAAAAUGAGCCUUAUAUAGCUGCAGAAGAAGCAGGUACCCUUCCAUGGUGCUCACCAUCUAGCACUGCCAGGUUUGUACCAAUGCGCAGAAUGGAGAAACUGGUAAUAUGCAUGUGUAUCGGUUGGUACACAACCGAUACUUGGUGGUGUAUCGGUGGUGUAUUGGUGUAUCGGUUGGUAAACAAAGAGGAAAAGUAGUUUUUAAUGGUAAAACCAUGACAAGAAGAGGAUCAAACUCAUCUAACAUCUCAGGCAGUGGCUGCGCUGGGGGAGCACUUGGGGGUGCUAUAGUGCCUCCAAAGGGGCCCAUAGGACCCCCGUAGCACCUCCCAGAAAUGCUAAACCAUUUUUUUUUUUUUGCCUGUCAGCAAAUAAACUAUUGUUUGUUAAAAUAUGCGACAUUAUUUGUCACUUGCCAAAUUAGUUGCAGUCUAUGUAUCUCUUAGGCAAAUAUAGCGACUAACAAACGCUUGGUAAAUAAUACAUUUUCAAGUGUCCUAUUGGUGUUGGCAAUUACAUUAAUUACAGACGGUACCUGAACUCAUCACCUGUCAUACUGAACCUAUCAUUUGCUGCAACCAAUUCAGACUCUCAGAGAGUGGAAAAGGACCAGCAAAAAAUGAGUACAUUUUUGGUCAGGUGGGCUUGUGCCGAUGCUGUGGAAGAUCGACAACAAAUGCGGCUGUAAAUCCUUUAUUGAAGGCGAAGGAAGGGUCUCGGGGUCAACUUUUAAUUGACUGAAAUGCCAAUCUGGUGAUGGAGGCGGAGGAGACUCAGUCGGAGUUGGAUUUAUUAUUAAUUAUUUUUAACUCUAAUGUCCAGGGCCAAGUGCUGCACUGCUUUGGAGAGGCAAGGCCAUUGAGGAAUGCUAUGAGAAUUGUUUCUGGAGCUUCAGUUUUGUCUUUUCCAGACAUGAUGUUUGAUUACACAUCAGACCUGAGAAUAGCAGUGAUAGGCUGGUCGAACCCAGCAAAUUUAAAAUAAAGACUUCGGGCUCUAUUUUGGUGCUUCGCCGAAGACGUGCCGCAAGCGCAGAGUCAAUCAGAUCCGCCGCGCUGACAAGGCGUUCCCAAGCACAUUUUGGUAUUUUGGUAAGCCGCGCAGCCCGGCGUAAGUAUCCCCCCUCCCUAACUCAGCUCCUCCCGGCAGCAUAAAUCAUAGAAGGGGAGGAGAGAGUGCGUAUAGGGGUUUAACACAGCCGAGACCUGUUUUCACCAAUCACAUAAGCUCCUCUCCUUGCCUUUAAAUCCGCCACCGGCGAGGCGUAUUACUAUUUUCAUGAAGUAUUCAAAGAGAUCAAGAGAUGUCUGAAGACAGCUAUGCCACACGAUGGCGACAGAGGGCAGCUGCUCAACAAGUGUCCUCCACACUCUCUCAUCUGAGCACAGAUAGAUUUGGUGUGCGUAAUGUUGGACCCACUGGUAAGACAAACACCCUUUUCCACAAAAAAGACACUCACAUAAAGUUGCAUAUAUUCAAACCUCACGUGACAAAGGUGGGUUUAGCGCACAGAUCACAACAUAAACUCCAAAAAUGGCAUUAAAAUCGGAACCAUCUGUGAGUAAAUGACGCAUCGCGCUCCGUGGCCUGGCUCUUUCUUUCAUAGAUGUUGGCAUAUAAAAUAAAUUUGGCCCACAAAACUGAAUAUUAUAAUAUCCGUAUGUCGGCUUAAAGUAGAUAACGCAUCUGAGCACUGAAACAAAUCAUCUGUUCAGCCGCAGCAGCUGCAGCAAGACGGACAGAGGACACGGAGACGUGUCCAGGUCGAGCUGUGCGAGAAAUAAGAGGAAGAAAGAAAAGGAGGGAGACACAUUACAUAUCUUGUUAACUUCAUCAUGUGUGUUUAUUUACUAGAUAUUUAAUUUAAUUUGAUGCAGUUUCAGCUGUAUUGAUUCGGUCAGGUUGUGUGCCCAAACGCGUGCCAAACGCGCUCAUCAGAUCAGAUAUAGAUCAGAAUAUAUCGAUAUAGAUCUAAAUGUAUGUGCUGACUCAGAUUAAUAGUUGUUGAUGAUUAUUUAUUGCACUGAAAUGUGCCUGACACUGUGGAAACCUGCCGGUGAGGCAUCAGUGACGUAUGUCGAUACGCCACCGGUCUACCAAAAUACUACAAGACCAGCUGCGUUCCGCCUUGCGCUGAAAGCUGACCAGGUUUGAAUCGGCGAGCUUUCAGCGCACGUUACACGCCGGUGGCGAGCACGAAAAUGUCACUGCGCCAGCUGAUUCUGUCAACACCUCCCCCUGCCACGCCACCACGCCCAGCUUGGCGGAUCUCGGCUCGCCUCCGUGCGACUCAGUCCACGAAAAUACCAAACUCGCCUUACGCUGGGCUCCGCCAGACGAAAAUACAACUGCGCGGGGCUUGCCGCCCUCCGCCGCCUCACCGGCGCGAACGAAAAUAGAGCCCUUCAUGUUUAAACAUGUCAUUGGUGGCCUGUCUCACUUCAUAAUGUGCAUGAUUGCGUGUUGGUUUAGACUUGUCCCCCCAAGUCCCCCCCGUCUUACCUACACCAAUUCUUAAGCUCCCCUCCAGCACCCCCAUUAAAAAUAGUCUAGAGCCGCCACUGAUCUCAGGAACUUUUUGUCCUAAAAGGCAAACAUCACCUCUCAACCUUCAGUAAGAGGAGGGGUGAGCUAGGGAGCAUAAAAUCUAAAACCUGACCACUUAAUAUUGCCAAAUAUACUCAUCUCAUAAUUCCUUUAAAUUGCAGACUUUUGUGUUUUGAAUUUUGUGCAGUAUUUCUGUUGAGUAACACAAACAAGUUUUCAAAGUUCAGCUAAAGAGAUUUUUAAACUGAAAUUAGAAGUUGCACCAAAUAGUGAAGUAUAACCUUGAAGUGAAUGGGAGACAGAGCCAGUGUUUCCAUUUAAGUUGUUAAAUUCUAUCAGUCCUUCACUUCUAUUCAUUCUAUUCAUAUGUUUACCGACAGAGAGCUGCCAAACUGAACCCCAGAGGAAAAAAUCUUCAGAAACCUUCAGUCAGUCAACUUGGAAGAAAACAUUUCUUCAGAGUGUAAAUAAUGUUCUUUCUUGUGUUGCUAACUUUCAUUUCACAGGGCAAAGGGUGUCUGUCUUUUAAUGGAUUCAAUGGUUUCCACAUUUUGGGGUUCAACUAAAGAAGAAAAGAAACAGGCAGAUCAGAUCAAUAACAGAGCUUGUAAUUUUGGGAUAUUGUGUGCUUUUUGAUUUCUGUAAUCUGCCCCUGGGAAAAUCAGAUUUGAGUAUCACAAUUGCCAAUCAUGCAAAUGCAACAAAGGAUUUUUAGGCAAACUGCACACAAAGACAGAGUCAAUAACAUUUCACUGCAUGUUUGCAAAGCUGACUAGGCGAGUCACGUCAGAAAAGAUGUCAGGAAUGACACGUUUUUACACAGAGGGGAGGCUCGGUGUCUGAUUUGUCAGAGUGGUUAGAGGCUUAUGUUUUCAAAAGUGAGAUGGCAAGGUCAGAUUAAAGAGCUUCAGUGAUUUGUUUUAAGGAUGUUAUGUGUGAAAUUUGGAGGGUUUCGGGAUUUGUGAUUUUCAGUGUCAUUGUUGUCUGAUAUCAGAAAAUACAAUCCCCGUGCACAAAUCCUCUGUAUUUUGAUACAUACAAACUAGGCUGUUCAAGUACACUGGUAUUGACUUUCACUGUCUUUAAAAGAAAAAGAGAUUUAGUCCUCUGUAGCUAUUAGGUCCACAGUGGGGGUCGGUCUUCACCCUUUGGGUGUUGCACCCACCUUAAAAAUGUGAGAAGAUGAAGAAGCAGCAACAGGGAAGUGAAGAGCUUACUGGCUUGCUGUAGUGGCCCCAUGAAAGAUGGCCAGACCCUUUAUUUAUAUAUACCGUAUUUUUCAGGCGAUAAGGCACACCGGAUUAUACAGCGCACUGUGAAUUAACAUGUCUAUGUUCACACAUAAGGCACACCGGAUUGUAAGGCCAUUCAGCAUUGGAGCAUUUACUGUUUUAUUGUUUCUAGCGCAAACUCUGGGCCCAGGCUGCCUUACGUGAAUGCACUUCUAGUUUAGACAUAACAGUCAAACAGUGUUGUAGACUGCUCAGGGGUCCUGAUACGGGGCCAAUCAGGUAGUGACACAGCGUACCGUAAUGCUCUGAAUAUUCAUUAAGAGGAGCGGUUUUGUUGCUUACCAAAGUCGUACUUACACAUUUCAAUAGAAUUUUGAGUGCAUUGUACCACAUAAAGUCGAUCAGUAAGCACAACAAGUAAUCAUACAUAAAGUGCACUGUCAAUUUUGGAGAAAAUUUAAAGAUUUUAAGUGCGCCUUAUAGUCAGAAAAAUACAGUAUUUGUAAAUAUGAUGUUACAAGGUUUACAAUUAUACGAGGCCUCCUGGAGUGCUAAUUUGUUGAACAUUUAUACUUCCUAACCGUUAUUUUAGCUAUUUUUAUCGAAGUUUCAAAAUAACAGCAUGUUUUGUUUUUCCUUUUUUUAAACAGGAAAUUGAGCAACAUAAAUGUAAAGCAGUGAAAGUGUCAAAUUAAAGGAAAAGAGAGAAUAGGUUUAUGGGGUAGUCUCUUCUGUAAGGCAUGCACAAAUCAGGUCCCUUGUCGAAGCCUUUACUGAAGUCUGGCUACUACUGCAGUGCAGAUCACAUCACAGGAGAUACCCCACUUACAUGAUUUUGAGACUUGCACUUGAGACGCACCUUAGCUGCACACUAAUGUGACUUGAGACUCAACUGAGUGACUUGAGGUUGGACUCAAGCUUUAGCACUCCAAGAUAAUCUUUCUAGUUUGUAUUUUUGUCUCCUGCUGCUUAUCAUGCCUAAUCCUCUGCUUCUGGUGCACAGGCAGGCAUACCACAUACCCGGCUGAUGCAACGGCAGAGCAUUUCUACACGUAGACCAUAACUAGGAAGUCUGCUCAAGCCCACCCAUAGACAGGUUUUCAUCUGUAGGAGACAGUUAUCUGCAAUCAAUAAGUGAACGAUUACCGCUUGCUCCUUACCCCCCGUGUAUGUUACGAAUUGCGUUUGCUCUGCAGGUGAUCAGAGAAAAAUAAAGAGGCACAGCAGGUCCCCCUUAUUAUUGUUGGCUAAUGAUUGAGAUCACAAUUCAUAUUGAAUACAAACCUUCUCAUACCAGUGUUAAAAAAGUUUCACACAGCGGGCUGCUGUUGCUCUCACUUUUGAUUUUCAUAACAGGUAAUUAUCCACACAAGGCUCAACUGUUGUGAUAACGUUCAAAAUGUGAGUCGAGGUGAAGAUAUGAUACUGUGCAACCUAUGGUUCAUGCUUUAGUGCCUGUGAACUGUAGGUGUCAUUUAAAAGUUUAUUGUAUUCCAGACAAACCCUUUCACCGCUAACAUUGGAGCCAGCUGUUUGUUGUAGGAGUAUGGAGUGGGGAUGUGUAACCACCCGGCAGGUCCUCUGAGGUCAGUUCAGUGGUCUGUUUUUAAAUGUUUGAGGUGCAGAAAAACACUUUGGAACAAGCUCGGCUUUAUCACUGACCCAGAACUCGUCACACUGACCUGAGGCCUUAUCAGAUGAACCCUUUUGUGUUUGUGUGUAUUUGCAAGAGCAAAUAUUGUCCGCUUGCUUGAAUGUGUGUGGUAUUACAUGAUGCUUGCAGGGACGUGGGCGAAAAAGGAAGCAACAGUUCACCUCUCGGGAAAGGAGCAUGCUAUUCAAUCAGCUUUAUGCAUAAGUAAAGUAUACCUCUGCUCUCCCUGGGUGUCUGUUCUACAGUCUAAAAGUAAAUGGGGUGUUUUGGUGCGGAGCAGCAUGGAGCCAUCCCACAUGCUGGUUAUAAAUGAGUCGAUCAGGAGAGUUUAGAGAAAACUCAAAUCAGACUCAGCUCCAUUAAACUGAACUAGAUGUUCUGUCAAACAGUAUCAGUCUGCAGGAAGUCAAUUCAGACGCUAUAUUUCACAAUAUAACAAACAUUUUUGUUAGCUCAUGCACUGUUAUUCUUUUCAAUUUGAGCAACAACUUUUGACUGGAGCUGUUUGUGUUCUGCUUACAUUUUAUCAACUGGGGUUAAAGCAUCAGUGCUUUAGUCUUCCCCUCUCUGCCUCAAACACAGGAGAUAGGGUUGUUAAUGGAGCACAGAGACAAGGUCGCUUAUUGUUGACCACAUUAUGUUUCUGAGCUUUUAACCCUUCAGUGGCUGAAGUGUAGGCUGAGGUCCUGUUCAAAUGUAACCCGUCUGCUCAGCCCUGAAAUAUUAAUUAUAACUUGUUCGAGUGGUAUCAUCCACUUACAUUUCAGCAAGCUUUGGCUUUAUGCAACAAAAAAGUACAUGUGGAGAGCAAAGUUUUCAGAACAAUGUGGACUUAAUGCAUUUCCAGGUGGGUUUGAAUCACACUCUGUUAGCAGACUUCUACAUGUAGGUUCUUGCUUGUCAAAUUGUCAGCAUGAAAAGAGGGAAGUCUCGGCCAGAUAUGCUUUAUUUCUUCACAUUAGGUGUUUUUGAAAUGAAUAGUUGUGGGACUUUUUCAGGAGGAACUAUCUUCUUGAGUUCUCUGAGAACUUCACACCAUGGGGACUUGAUAUCUGUUGGUAUUGUCACCAGCCUGGGGAGGGAUUAUAUGAACCUCACAGUGAUAUAAGCCAGCUGACUGUUGAUUAAGCUUUGUCACUUAUGUGACACAAGUGACAGUUCAGAGGACACUGUACACUCUGUUGAGCUCCCACCAGCACACUGCAGCUUCUAAAAGCUUGGCCGUUGAAUCCUUCGUGCCCACAUUAGCGGCAGACACCGGUCUGUGGCCAAGCGUAGUGUCCAGCGUAGAAUACCACUUGCUAGAUUUGCAGCUCCGCUUAGGUUGUUGUGGUCUUUUAGAUAUAUUGUAGCCUCGUAUGGUUUUCUACUUCUUCUAACAGCACUGCUCCACUUCAUUGUGUGGUGGAUACUCAGUGUAACGAGUUUGCAGGAAACACUUUCAAAGAUGGUUUAAUUGCACUGUGCCAAGUAGGGUUGUCACGAUACUAAAAUUUCAAACUCAAUAUCAAUACCCAGGAAAAAACUUGAUACCAUUAUCAAUACUGCAGGGAUAAAAAAUGACAAAUAGUUUAUAAGGCAUAAAAAAUAUUUUUACUAUCAUGAAAAACAGAACGGCAGAUAAAUAAUCAAUUAAAUGAAUGACUUUCAAUGACUUUUUCACUUGGAACCCAGGUUUCUCCACAGUGUAAAUGGGUAGUUGGUCCUCAGAGAUAUACUCUACUACAGCUCUGUUUAUUUUGACAGCUUCAGGAGAAUUUGGGUCAUACUUUCUCUGUUUUUCAAACAGCAGUGGAAGAGUAGGCUGUGGUUUCUUCGGUUUAGUUGAAGGUCAACUUCUCUCUGCUUCAGUCUGCGUCUGUCAGAGAAGAAAGCACGUUUGAGCCACGUUAGCGAGCUAAAGGCUGCCAGCCGCGUGUCCAAGGCUAAUGACUAAAAAUAAAGCAAACAACAUUCACUGAGCAUAAAGCUAACCACGGCUACCGCUGACUGCAGCGGAGAGCUCGUCACAGCUAAUCAAAAAACAUCCAACAUUCACUGAGCGUAAGGCUAACCGCGGUUACCACGGAUUAAUGCUGGGCACUGGCCAGACAAACAUCAAUAACCAGUUUGAUACAGUAAGGUAAAGGAUGAUCAGGAGCUUUACUUACCUGCCGGAAUUCGUCAUUAAGGCCAGGGUGCCGGUCCUUGAGGUGUUUUGCCAAAUUCGUCAUCGCCACCACUUUGAAACACUGGCCAUACUUAGCAGCAGUAAAAUUUGGGACAGCAAGCGGGUGCUCUCCUGACUGCCGGAUGCUGUUUGCCUGUGCUGCUAUCGAUACCACGGCAAAUUAGUAUUGGUACUUCGAAGAGUAUUGAUACUUUUGACAACCCUAGUGCCAAGUCAAAAGUUUGCAGUUUUUCUAAUGUUGCAUCAACUCUCAAUAAACCCUGUACUUCAUUGUUGGGCUACAUAAUUUAUGUUUCUUUCUGUGUUGAUUUUGGCGCCCUCUGUGGAUAAUUUAUGUUACAUCUUUGCAGAUCUUGCCCAGUACAAGUGUGUAAGAAUUGUCCAACAAAGAAAAUUCAUCCUCCUUUCAUAAACAGUCAUGUCUCUCACUCACCUUGAACGUUUUCUUUGAAAAAUACAUCAGAGGGGUUUUUCUUCACCGUGUUUUUAAUUGCACUCUCUGACACCUAAACUCCCUUCACAGCGGUUACAGGCAUUAAAAUUUACAAAACAGACAUGGUCAGUCUUUUUACUCAGGGUCUAGCUUGCUUUUGUAGAUCAUAAAAAGACAUAAAUGAUCGUUUUAGUCCGUUUCAUAACCAUUUAAAUUCUCCUUAAGGAAGCUGACAGGGCUGAUAUUUGGCUGAUAACAGAUGAGAUCAGUUUAUUCAAAAGUGCACCAAUUUUCCCUCCAUUUCCCUCUGGGUCUUUAUUUCACUCAAAGUCCCUCCUACAACUGAAGCAGCGUUUUAGUUUUUUUAUUUUAGUUUUUUCUUUUGGUGAAAUGUAACUGAUCUUGUUGAAUCUGCAUCCUCACUGAUAGUUUUCUCUGGAUUAGAUCAAUUUCCUAAAAUCCUAAUGUGUCUAAAUUUAUGAUAAUUUGCACGAACAUCCUACUGUUUUCCAAUUAAUCAAUGUAGGAUGUUCGUGACCUUUGCCCUCUCCAGUGUCGCUUGACUCCUAUACAUCCCCAAAACAUCAACACCCUUCAAGACAGCGUCUGUAAAUUACGCGGGAGGCACCUGCAGAGUCUUAUUUUGGCGGACCAAGCUGUCGUAUUUGAAGACUUUAGAGUGAGAGCCAGUUGUCACAUGCUAUCCAGCUACACCUCUGUCCUGCUUUGCAUUAUCACUCUCAGGUUAGGGCCCUGUGUUUGUUCCUCCAAACAGGGUAUUUGACGGUAACAGGCAGUGACAUGGUCAGCGGUGUCACUUUUAACUCGAAUCCCAUCGCCUGUUUUGUCUCUACAUGCAGCGCACACACACGGCAAAACAGACUACAAGAGGACGUGUCCAUCAAUAAUAGAUAGGGGCAAUGCUUUGUUCAGAGUUCAGUGGUGCCUCUGUAGAUGAGCCAGGGUGUUUUUUUUAUGAGUUGCUACACUGCCUACAGGAGGUAAGGGCGGUGAAAUAUGAUGGUGCUGUUAGUAUGGAGGGACAGACCAGUCAGAUCGUCUCAGAUGGAUUAAAAGUGAAGCUGCAGUGUAUGCACAGCAUACUGAGCGUGUAUGUUUACUGGCAUUUCAGACUCUCUGUAGUCAUCUGAGCAGAGCUUCUCUGACAAAUUACAACCAUUAGCAUACCGGGGUGUUUGGUUUGGAAAGUCUGAUGUUCGUUUUUGUUUCUUUGAUCCUCUUUUUAACUCCCUGCUUCAUAUUGGAACACACGGUUUUAUAUAUAUUAGACUGCACGCCGGCUUGUAAACACUGUUAGUCGAGCCCCGCUUUUCUAUACAGACAAUUUGUUUCCUUUCUACACUCCGUAGGAGUCAUUUUGAUGAGGACUCAGACUCCAAACUGAGACAUGUAUUGUCUGCGUGUUUAGUUCUCUCUGCCAGGAACUGCUGCUUUGUUAGCCGUGUUACAAACCAGUCCAUCUCCCCUUCAGAAGGUCUCUCUCUCUCCGCUUUUAUCUGUGUUGACGUGUGGCGUGCACGUUUAAGCCUGUGUGUGUAUGAGCCGGUUUGAAGGGGGGUAUUUGAAUUCCUGGCCAGCGUUCAAUAAUCCCAGGCUGUAGCAUUCGGUGAUAAGGGCCUCCAUGGUGCAAACACAGACUGGAAACUAGAACUCUCCCCACAUAGUUUCCAUCAAGUGUGCUCACACAGACAAGACAAGACAAGACAGUGAUUUAUACAAGCUGAUUUCAAACAAACAAUAUGAACACGGUUGCUAUGGAGCAAAUAUUUCCACCAGCACAGCCCAGUAUGGUCAAAAUACGACAUAUUCUGUCGUGCCCUGCUGUGAUUUAGAGCUGGAGUCCAGGACUUAGGCUUAAGACAGACCCUGGAUGCUACACUAGAUCACUGCUCUAAACAACAACCAGGAUGCUCGUGUCACAAUCAAGGGGCCAUGUAGGGAGGGUUCCAAGGGUGAGUGAAAAAUAGGAGGAUGAGGCUGGCUGGUCACUGCUAGAGACACUGAAAGCCCCAGGGAUCGGCCAUAAGGCUGGUGUCCAUCAUCCUAAGUGGAUGUUUUCAUGAGACAUGCAGGCGCAGAUAGACCUGGUGAGCUGGACAGAGUAAUGGAGGAUGUGGAUGACUGGAAACUUUGCUGGAAGGCUGAGGAUGACCAAAUGAAUUUCCGGAUUUAAACCACGCAAAGCACUCUCACACCUCAUGUUUUCCCACUGAUUAAUACAACUAACAUAAAACCAUCCCAUUUACACACCGCCGACUGUGCCACUCAGGAGCCACCCUGGGGUUAGGAUCCUGCUGGAGGUGAGUUCGACUGGUCGAACCACCAACCCUCUGACUGAGAGAUGACCAGCUCUACCUUUAAGCCACUGCUGCUGUUAAGUUCAGGCUUGUCCCUGAAGGUUAAGAUUUGUCAUAUGAGACAUGUGCCUUAAUCAGAAUGAAGUAUAUAACAUAUUAAGGCUCGGUAAGGCAUUAAACAUGGUCGGCACAGUUCAGUCUAAAUAGAUAUAAGCUGUUUUUAAGACCUUCAUGUUACUUCGGAAAUGUGUGGAUUGUGGAAGUUUGUUCAUCUGAGUUUGUUCAGUAAAUGAACUCAGACGUCUUCAACGUGAUUCCAUUCAGAAGUUCUGCCCUUCACCACAGCGGCUCCCGCAAGCGGAAAUGAAAAGUUAAUGAGUUUGUCCUUUCCACAAUGCCAAGCUUUCUACAAGUCUAAUGCACAUUCAUUCUUAAUUUACUCAGAUGUUCUGCUAACAGACAAACAUAAUGAAAUGGGGUGAAACAUUACUCCGGCUAAAUGCUGAUAGGAAUGAUACUACAAUAACAAACAGGACGUUCGGCUGGCAGAAUCAAGGCUGCACAGUGUUAUGUGUUUGAGAUCAUCAUGUGCGUCGCUGCCAGCUCUGAGUCUUGUCAUCAACAGUCAAAGUCAACAACAUUUCUGCCUCUGAACGUUUUGAAAAUUUGCUUUUUCCACACAUGUUGCUGAUAAAAACUUUUUGUUCUUUUAAAAAAGCUGAAAACAGUCAUAAAACGUGAUCAAAUACAAAAUUUAUGAUCCAGACUUUGUUUUUGGUCAGAAUCUCAAGGUCAAAUCAGGCUAAAAAUACAAAAAAAAAUAUUUUCUGAAGUAGGAAAAGAGUUACAGAUGUGUUAUUGUUUCCGCAUGUAAAUAUUUGUGACCUUGUAGGAAAAUAUGGAGGAAGUCAAAAAGCAUUUCUACUCUCUCAACACCUUGUGUGUGUGUGUUUUUGUUUGUUUGUUUGUGCAAACCUGCAUGCUCAUUAUUUGUCAGGUUAGUCAUGCACUUUGCAUUCACAUGGUGGAGUGUAAAAGGUUCACAGAAUUUCCUCCAGAGAGCUGUCCUUGAAUGUUUGCUCAAAUUCACUCAGAUGCUAUUCAUGACAGAAAUAUAAAGUAAUGUUAUGCUGUCUUGAUUUUUUUCGUUCAGAAACUCAGACUCAAACCAGACUCCAAAGUUGUCUGAGGUUUUGGUGUUUAAAUCAAAGUCUGAGAUGUUGACAUAAAUAUGAGGUGGAAUGCUGAAGCCUGACUCGUCUGAUUACGAGUUCAACUUGUUAAGCUUUGAUUUUGGAGCAAAAUGAGUGGAGGCUGAGUGGAUAUCCUUAUCAAACUGGGUGGUAUAAAAUGUGUAAGACUGAAAAGAACCAAGACGAUCAAAUGGGGAAAAUGAUCACAUCUUGAUAAUUUCUAAUCUGUUUUUUUUUUGUUUCUCUGCAGGUUCCUCAUGGUCCUCUCCUGUUUGAUCCUCAGUGUCCUGACUACCAUGCCAGGGUUUCAUGAUAUGGCUUUCACCACGCUCUUCUGGGUGGUGAGUCCUACAUUUGAUGAAAUUGAAAAGGGAUUAAUGAUAAGAGCAGUGUUUCCCCCUAAUUUGUAUUGUUGUCCAAGUGGAUCUCAGACUAUGAGAGGUUUGGGAUUAUAAUCCAAACAUCCCACUGGGUUAUUUUAAUCCCUGUUGGACAGUCCUGACCCAAAACUGAGCAGGGUUUAGGAUCAGAUUCAUGGGGGUUGUGCUGCAGGGGAUGUCACAAAAAACUGGGUACUUUAAAACCCUGAGGUCUGCAGUACAAAGUAGGAUAUGAGGUUAGUGAGGUACAAGUUCAGAGUUUUUCAGUCACAGGAAUUAGGUGGUCUACUUUUACAUCGCCAUGGAAACCUGCAGCACAACUAACCUGCUGUGUGGAAAGCUAAAUAUACACUCUGAUAAGAGAGCACAUGCUACUGACGAAUUAACUGUCCUGGUCUUUAUGUGCUGAUGAAGAGAGGGGAGGCGCAGAGGGACAAAAAUAUGUGCAAAGGUCAAAGUGUGAACAUUUUGAAUUUAACAAAUGUUAAUGAAAAUAUUUAUCAAAGUAAACCAUUGUGCUUUUGUAUCUCUUACAUCACAUAAUGAUAAAGACGCUGAAGCCAUGUUCUUGUUUAACUUAUAAGUAAUUAAACUAGUUUUCAGAUAGGCAUUAAAAAGUUCAUUUAAUUUUCUUUUUGUUUUAUUCUAACUUGUGUGUCUUGUCAGUUUUACAGUCAGAGCUGCAUCAUAAAGAACAGUUAAAAUCCUUCAUGACCAGGCUUUGUUACUGGUCACUUAGCUGUGUUAGAAACUUGACUCAUUAGUCAAAAUCCUAAAACAACUGUGUUUAUAAUUUUGAGAGACAGCUAGAUUUGCAUGUCACAUCAAAUAAAUCCAUGGGUCAGUCCAGGACACUCCUAAAGUAGGCCUGGACGAUAUAGAAAAAAAGCAUAUCGAUAAAAAAUAAAUCAUAUUGAUCGAUAUCGAUAAUUAUCGAUAUAAUUAUUAUAAUUAUUUAACAUAUAUUUUAAUUGCAGCCCUGGAUGUUUUAUGCUAUUGCUUAAUGACCUACUUUUAAUAAAGAACACGCAAGCACUAAAAUCAAAUUCAAACCUUUAUUCAACCACCUUUUUAUUUAUUUUUUUACCACAACUGAAAGUUUUUUAAUAAAGAACUUAAAAAAAAAAAAGAAAUCAACUUAAGUGGCCUGAGUGACGUCAGUAAAUACUGACAAACAUAAAGACUAAAGUGACCAGAAAAUCUGAUAAAUAAAUAUUUAAAUAGUCUUUUGAUGAAAAUAAACAAAACAAACAAAUAUAUAAAUAAACAGAAUAGCUUUAGGUGGGAAUAGCAUACUACCAGUUUUAACUGUGUGGGAAACUGCCCACAGCCUGGUGUCUCCCGGGGUCGGGAGAUUUCGUUUUUUUAAUUAUCAUAUGAUUGACUUAAUACGCAAACUGAGCACGAGAAGCAGGACUUAUCCACGCCGGUGUUGUGUCGUAGAAUGCACCCCUGCCGAACGCACCCCCUGCUAGUAGCCAUGAUCCAAAUACUCGCGUAUGAGCUCAUUUUCUUCCACUUUAAGAAGCUAAUGAGUGGACGGGAUGCAGGGGUGCAUUCUACAGCACAACACCGGAACGUAUUUCCUCCGCACCCUUCUCAGCUUUUCAACCCCUGACCCGUUUUCAUGCCUGAAGCGCUGUGUUUGAGAAAUACUUGCGGCCGGGCACUUGAUAUCGCGGGUCGAGAGUGGCUAGAAGCUGGUCGAAGCCAGGCUUUUCAACGGUAGUUAUUGGCAGCAUGUCACUGCAUGGGUGAUGUCCUUAUGCCGCUUGGACGCUUUGUCGUAUUUUGGCAAGAAACGAAGUCCAGUUUGGUCUGCUUCACAUGCUUUGUGCUGGUGCUGGCAGCGGUUCCAGAGGAUUCCUCCUCCGACGACGUGGAGCUGCGGCGCGGCCGACACAGCUCGUACUCCUGCGGGUGCGAUCGGUUUAGAUGGCAGAACAAGUUGGUUGUGUUACCAGACUUGGUUUUUACUAAUUCUCUGCAAAUUUUGCAAACGACCGCUGUUCGCUUUUUGUCAGACUUCUAAAAACCAAAACAUUGCCAUGCUGGUGAACUACUGAAAUCUUUUUUCGGGACAAUGUCCUCCGCCCAUUGGCCCAUAAAUUCACUCAUAACAACACCAUUUCUCCUAUUUUUCUAUCACAUUUUGGUCGAUGCUUACGAGAAACUUGUUGGGAUUGUACUAUGCAUAAGAACCACUUCACUAUACAUUAUUUUCUAAUUGUACACCUACUGAACCCACAUUUGUGCAGUGAGACCGGUCACGUUAUUUUGACAUUAUCAUUGCAGGACCUCUCUGAAUUUAUGAUGAUAAAAUUAUAACGUCGUCCUUGUACUGAGAGUCCAAACAUCUGAGUUGUUAGUCAUGUUCAAUUUAUUCAGGAUCUACAUAUUUUCUGAUGUUGAAAAUCAUUUCUUUCAUUCCUGUCUGUGGCCAGCUAUUGCAUUGCAUAUUGUGCUGCUGCAACAUGUAACUGACAUACGUGUUUCUUACUCGUGUCUUAUAUCUUUAUGCUCACAUUCUCGACAAAAGCUAUUGCAAUGCAUGGAUCAAUAAAAAUCUCUGAUGUGCAGACAUGUUGCUGGCAGUGCAGUUUGUGUUUAUGACUGAUCCUACAACAGGAACGACACCCCCGCUAUGUCAGCACCGUCGCAGAAACUCUUGGUGGACUCAUCAAGCUGCAUCAUAUGAUAGUAAAACCUGAUCCCAUUAGAGCCAGAUGAUCACAGCUACAAACAGACUAGGCCUGGGGUUGGACAAGUAAUUAUCUUUGUAUGCUCACAAAGUGCUGAAAAGCUGGAGAUGUGGUGGUUUUAUGUGAAGCUUGGACGUUUGGGCCCAAGGUUAAGAUCAAAAGGUUUCUUGGCUCAUUAAGAAAUGUGUUCGUAUUGGUUUCUCUGGCGAGGAUCGGUAUGUUCAUGCACUCUGUAGUUGCAUGCUCCAUCUUUCUGAGAGUAGUUUUGACUCCAGUAGAGGAAAGGUUAUGAAAAGUUAAACAGAGUGAUACUGAUAACAAAAUAGCUCUCAACUAUUUUAACUCCAGGGUCUAUUUUUUUUCCCCUAAAAGGUCAUCGCUGCCUACUCAGUGUGCAACUGGUUAGCUGUGUAAAUCUUCAAGCCUGACUUCAAAAGUUUUGUUUCAUCAAAUAUCAAUGUGAGCUUCUCUGCCUCAGAGAGCCAGCCCAGACGAGCGUUUCUGAAUUUAUUCAUCUCAAUUUUCCCCGGUGGCUGUGCCCUUGUUUAAAAAAAACUGUCAGUUUUCUGCCCAUACAAACUGAAGCACAGACAAGUACUAUUCAAUCUCUAACAGGGUCAGCAGGGUUUCCACAAGUGUUCCAGACAGUGUGAAGGCUUGGCGUAAACGUAGCAAAGGUGCGUGAUGUUUUCUGUUUUGCUCAAUUUUGCGACGCCCUGUUUUGUAAAGUGUGAAAAAUUCCGAAAUUGAUCCUGGCAAUGAUUAAACGGAGUUUUUAGGAAAAGAGACAUUUUUGCCUGACAGUUGGUUCCAGGCUGUUUUGGAUUAGUUUUAGAUUUAGACACACAUUUACAGGCAAAACAUCUUGUUUUUGCUGCAAGUUAAGUUGUUUCAAAUUGCACUUCUUUUUUGCCGUACUUGGCAAACAUGCAGUAUUCAUUUUUUAAACCCUGACAGAUUUACAAAUGUGAAAGGAAGAUCUCACACAUGACAACAAAGAAUGAUGAAUGAAUGAAUGAAUGAACAGUUUUCUUCUUUCAGCGCGUGGCGUGCCACUCUCAGUACGCUUAUAUGAAUGGUGUCGCCUAAAUCAGGGGAUUUCACUGGACUUUUUUCCUCAUCCCAGUCCAUUCACCAUUUUUACUUCUUCAGCUGACAAAGUGUUGAUUGAUAACCACUUUCCUUCAACCCAUUAAUGCAGCUAGGUGACUUCCAAGUUAGAGCCCAACUUGUAAACAGAAUGUUUUAACAUGUUUACUGUGGAGCAUGCACUGAACACUUAACCCAGUCUGAGCCCAGUUUAGGAUUACUGACAAAUCAGGCAAAGGUUUAAUUUAUUUAUUUAUUUUGUGUGUGUGUGUGUGUGUGUGUGUGUGUGUGUGUGUGUGUGUGUGUGUGUGUGUGUGUGUGUGUGUGGCACCAUCCUGUUUUGUCUUAUGCAUUGAUUUAUCUAUUUUUUGUCACUGCAGCUGCAUACAAUACAACUGAUUGUAUGCAGUUUCUUGACGAGCAUACAAGCUAGAAGAUCAUUAUCUACGAGAUUUUUUCAUUAACCUGAACAAUAAUAUCUAAUUAAUAGGUCAUUUAGUAAUGGAGAAAUUUUAAUAACCAUAGUGAUCUUGAUUUUCUCCCAAGGAGAUCAUAGAAAUACCCUGUUCAGAAAGUUAAUUAAUGAAUGAAAAAAAUCUUUUUUGCUCACAAUGUGGAAAAAUGUCUGCGGUCUGACUGUAAAAUGACACAAUGACCUGACUCACAAACAAGACAACGUACAAAUCAAGACAUUAAAAGAGCCCCAAUCCAUUCAUAAAGAGAGCAUUAUUUAAAAGUUAUGAUUAGAUUUUUUUUUAAGUUGAAUUAGGAAACACACUUUUUUCAUAAUCAGCUCUGUAAAGUGGCCACUCUUAACUAUUGUCAAAUUCUACACGACACCACAGCAAUAUCUGGCAAGAUAAUCGAAAAACCAUGAAAAAAAAUACAGGCUUUUGCUGACUUGUCAUAAAGGUCCAAAUUUGUCCGGAUUAUCUUGUAGUUUUUCGUCUCUUAAUCCCUUGUAGCUCCGUACACAGUGGCAGUGUACUCAAUUAUUGUAAGAAAAUAUAAUGAACCCAACAAUGUCGGCAUAAUUAAUGCAGCUUUAACCCUAUAGUGAUCACAAUGUUUUGAGUCUAAUGCUUGUUAGUUUGUUUACAAGAAAACAUCAUAGUGCAGUUUUAAUGAUCUCGAUCAGUGGUCCAUAUACCACAUGUGUGAGUUAAAGAUAAGGGCCAAGUGAUUGAGAUGGGAAAGAAACUGAAUCUCAAGAGCAGAAUACACCUUGUUUUUUUAAUAACAGCUCUGUUUGUGUUUGUUGAUACAGCCUGCAGCCUUUUCUCCUGAUCUCAUCUUUUCCUUUGACUCUCACCAUCUGCUCAGCCUCUCUGUUUUUCUCUGUUUUUGUCGGCUUACAUCUGCACACAGGCCUGAUUCUGAUAUAUGAAGUAGUGAAGGGAGGGGCUUUGUCCCCGUCCCAUGUCGGACAUCUCAUUUGAAUAAAUGAUGAUGCUCAUAAAACAAUGCUGCUAAUAGACAUUGAGUCAUUGUGCAGUUCUUUCAGGUGACGUGGGCUUGUUUAAAUAAAAAGAUGUUAGCUUCAUUACUAUAUUUUUUUGAUUGAUUAUAUUCUGCAGCACUCAUCACUUGGAUUGUGGUCAUUCUGCUAAAACAACAAAUGUCACACCUCGGUUUCUGUUACUUGAAAAGCAAUUUCAUGGGUUUAUUGACCUACCUGCUGCACACAAAAACAAUUUGGGGGCUCUUUAGCUGGAAGAACAAAGGCUUUUUUUCUGGAAACUAUUUCAGGGUGUCCCGUUGGCCUCAGAGGUCGAAGGCUCCUCCUCUGGAAUCAAUAGUAAAUGGAUAAACUUAACCCCGAGACAUCAGCUGCUGAGCGGAGGAACUGUUUGGGUGCUGAGUGAGUCACUCAAGCUCAAACAAAAGUAAAACCACCAAGAAAGGAUGAAAAGGACUUGAGGGUUUUCUUAACAGGGGGGCUGGAAUAUGUUCACCUUGUAUCUCUGGUGAACAAAAAUCCGACCACUCAGUUCACCUUGGUGGGGGAUAAUAGGAUGAAACGGUCAUGGUGUUUCAUGAGCUGGCAGAGCAGUAUCCUCAAUUCUACAGGUCUGUUGUUGGAUUUAUAAAGAUUUGAGGCUGAAAAUUUACCCGUGUGAGUCAGACAUGUGAUUAGAAAAUGAAUAAAGUCGAUAAAUACCCAAAUAUUUUGAAAUAUAUAUUUAAUGACCCAGCUUUAAGUUCACCCCCGUGGAUAUUUAAUCUUCUUAUUCUUCUCUCCAACACAGAUAAUGAAUAAUUAAUAUUUGCUUCGCUUCUAAACCCUCAAAAAUCUCCAACAUUCAUCUUUUGCAGCCUUCAUUCCCAAAGGGCCUGUUUUGUACUUUGUGUUCGCCGCUCUAGAGAUUUGCUCUGACCCUGCAACUCUUUCAUUCUCUCCUCCCCCAUCACAGGAGCAGCUUCUUUGUUCUCUUUCUGUCUUUUCCGCACACUCAAGGUUAACACAGACCACUCUGUUUUUGUGCUUGGAGAUGCAGCAUUAGCUGACGCUGUGUUUGUAGUUGUGGUGUUUCAGGCCAGAAGCUUGGCAAUUCGCCCAAAGAAUCCUCGUUCUCACAAGAGUUUGUGCACUUUUGGGAUCCAAGUUGGCUUUGAACUCUUAACAGGUAUCAUCUGAUUUCACGUCUGUCAGCCAAGUUCAGCAAAAGCAGCAUUACAUGUUUCCUUAGCGUCUUUUCACAUGAACACACAGUUUCAGCUCCUGACAUUUUCUGGACUUUUCUUUCACACAUGCACCUCAAAGAAGGAGACUGUUAGCAUGGCAUGUACACUUAGAACGCUUAAUCGGUUCAGGUCAAGGUGAUAGUUAAGAGCCUGAGUAGAGUGUGCAGAAAGUCCUCCGCAAUAAUAUGUAGGAGAACAUUUCCUCAUUACGAACAUGGUGAUAGAAAACAACAAAGAGCAUCUGAACUGAGCGGUAAAGAAAACAAAGCUGUGAACUUGGGUCAACAACAGCAUUAUCACUGUUUUAUAGAACUGUCAGUGUGAGCCUCCUUGUUAUGGUAUUGUGUGCUAAUAUAGUGGUCGUGCACUUAUCACUUGUGAGAGUAGACUUAACAGGAAGCUGACCUGUGGCUUUAAAGAACUAGACUUGGAGCUGAUCCUUUGUGGUCAGAGGUACAGAAACCCAAUCAACAAACCAAGCUAAAACCUCAUUUGUCCAUACCAGAAUAACUCGAUUAAACAUGAUGUAGUUAUUAAGGCUUAGAUCCAGCAAACUCAACCAUCUGAUUCACAUCAUGUGAUUAUGAUGACCCCUUGUUUGUGGUGGUGUUGUCCUAAACAAAGGCUGACAAUGAGGAAGACGAAGAUAAAGAAGAGAAUAGUUAAUUAUCGGCCAAAACAGCAAGUCUCACUUCCACUGGCUUAUUUAUCAUUUCAACAAUAGAGCAACAUGGUCUCAGGGUUUCUGCUUUUGCUUUGGAGGUCAUGUGUUUCACUUCCUGCUUUUAGUUCAUGAGAUGCUCUGCUUUGCUUUCACACCUCAAACAAACUGCACCAGAGUUCACCUAGAAGUGAUCCAAGACCUCUGUCUUCAAACAGACUAGAGUUCACUUUUUUUGGUCCACACCAGUGUUGGUUUGAGCUUUCCCACCCCAAUGAAACUACCGAACUAUCUGAGAAUUUGGCGGGCUGUGUUUAUCACUUCACUUUGAUCCAUCAAAACCUCUUGAUAAGAGUUCUGAACAGCAAGAGCAAUCCCAGGGAGUGAUCAAGCAAGUUAUAUCAAAAUCAUCCAGAUAAAGAAGCUAGGCAUGUUUUUAAGGAGCUGUGCAAAAGGGACAUCCACCAAACUGAAGAAAACAGACAUUAAGAAAACACAAACUUCAACACAGUGUGGGUUUUCAUAGGACUGGUUGAGUGAUAAGAAAAUGCCUACAGAAAAUUUAAAGAGGAGAAAAUCUUGUAGCCUGACAACAAGAAGAUUGUUGUUGAAGAGUUACCAACCGUUUAUUCUGAUUGAUAGGUUUUCAAACAGAAAAAUAAUAUUAAGAAGAAUAAUAAUAUUAAUAUCAUUUUUAAUCAAUUUAUUGCUAACUUGCUUAAAACUUACAUUGGUAAUCAUGUAGUAAGAUAAACAUUAUCUUACAUUAGCAAUAAAUGUUUACAGAUUUUUGUCUUUGUUUUUUUAAUAUUUUCAAUUUUUGCACUGUGCAUAAUUGCAUUUCUAUACUGUACCAGGAAUCACCUCCUCCAGGACAUUUCAGUUUUCCACACUGAGUCUAAACUCUUCUUAACACGGACAGCAUCAGUUCUCCGCCCACUGCCUUGCUGUGACAGCUUCAGAUUAUUACUCUCUGCAAUCGCACAACCUUCCCCCGACUCGACAAAACAUUUUAUUUGGGGGCUGACAGGAAAGAGUUUGUUUUGAGUCAACUUGAACAUGUCUAGCAGUUAUAUUAACACACGCAACCCUCUGAGAUAAUGUUGUGGAUAUGUAAAGGGGUCUUAAGACUAUGAAGUCAUUUAUAAAUGCAAAUGAGUUUAUUGGAAAUGGAGAAUGAUGUUUGGGAUGGAGCAAUGAUGGGGGGUCGAGAUUGAAAGUGGGAACAAAUGAGAGUUGAGAGUGAGGCUGAUAAAAUGAGGGUCAAACAAGGAUCGAUAGAAGUGAAGAAAAAUGCUGUGGAAGGAAGCACUGGGAGUGAGAGUCGGUGUGGGGGUGAUGACUAGAUGAGGUUUCCUGGUUUUAUUGUCCCCCUUGUGGUUGCUGUAAUGAGUGAGAUGGAGGUGAGGAAGCUCAGAAGAGAGGAUUAGAUAGCUGAGGGAUGUGAGUGCGAGGAAGUGUGUCAGAGACAGUGGUUUGCCUCGUGUUGGAUCAGACCGAGGAUUGGUCUUUUGCUUUCCCUCAGACGACUUAACAGACAACCUUGAUUAAGAAUGAAUUCAUAACCUGGUGUUCAAAAGACAGCGCUGAUAACUGUUGCUCCUUUUGUUCCAUCUAUCCUAUUAUAGUUGUGAAGUGUUGAAAAUGUUGCACUUGAUUCAAAACAGACCAAAAGAAAACAGAAAAGUGGCAUACAAACAGAAUAAUGAUACCACUGAGAUACCAUAUUUUUAUUCAUAUUGUAUUUUAUCACAGUGAAUAUUAUCACAUUGUAUCCAAUUUUGUUGAAAUGUAACACAACAUAACAUACCAUAACAUAAUCCUUCAUGUUAUAUGUGAUUUUAACUUGUUGUAUCCUACCAUAGACUGUAUAUAGAAUGGACGGCUUCUGCCUCCUUGCUGGAUGAAGCCACUUCGAGAACAGCACCCUCUGGUGACGGGCUGCAGUAUAGGUCAUAAAUCCUGCCUCCUCCAGCAAAGCUUAUGGAGCUGUGGACAAACUUUAGAAAUUUAUCAUACAGAAUAUACAUUUUUCUCCCCCCUGCUUGUGAUGUUGACAUUUAGUUAUUGUAAGACUGGUUUGUGCUCAAGUCCUCUUUUGUCUGUACAGCUCCAUUUUUAAAAGUUAUUAGGGGGUUCAAGUUUUCCAUGAUUACUUGAUACAGCCUACGGGCAUACAAAGAUUGCGUAGCUUACCAGGGGAUACGCUGUUUGAGCCGAGCGUUACCACAGGGACUCUCCUGUCGAAUGCGUACAAUGCUGCUGCGUGAUGUUGGUUUCAGGAAGUGGAGGAAAAUCGCGGAAACGCCGAGAGCUUUUUGACAUUUUUUUGCUGGCAUACAAACUUGGUAAUAAAAAAAAGACUUUUGUUUUUUGGGUGAACUUUUCCUUUAAGGUCAUUUAAAAUAAAUCUGUUGUCUUAUCAUACUGUAUCAUAACAUAAUGUAAAGCAGCAUUUUGUGUCACAAAGUAACAUGCUGUUUAUUUAGCAUCAUGUUGUAUCUGGCCCAUCAUAUACCCAACUAAGUCAUAGCCAGCAGUUAGCACCUUUCUUCAGCCAGUCACGAUGAGGACUUGUUAUUCUGCUAAAUUCUCUUUAAACUUUCAUUAUUCUGAAGACUGCUGUGAUUUCUCUAAAACUUAAUUUUGAUGGAUGAUUCAUGAUUGUGAAAACAGUAGUUGGCAAAACAGUCUAACUCCAUCUCAUGUCUCUCAUUUGCUCUGGAGAACCUCGACACUAUUGCACAGUCUUCUGCUUUGAUUAUAUUCAGACAAAAUCUCUGCAAUGAGUGAGUAACUGGACAGAAGACCCAACUGCUGUGUCCAAGGUCGAAGUUUACAGGCCCCAUUAAAACAACACUAACUGUGAUUCCUCCCCCCAUGCCUGUUUUUCGGAUCCUUCCUGUUUGUUAAUGGAUUUUUUGGGGAUUGGCCGUUUGUUUUUCAUCCUUGAAGUACAAAUCCUCACUGAAUAAAUUAAUGAAACCCAGCGUUUUGCAUAUUCCAGUACAAGAAAACAGUCUGACAUUUUAUUAAUCCAAUUUUUGUUUGAAACAAUGGGCUGUUUCAUACCCACAGACAUUUUCAUUUUAAAGCGCUGAUGAAGAUAAACAUCUCUGUUAAAUCCAAGCUGAAAACGUCCCCUGCUGUACAACAUGCAACACAUUUUCUGCCUGAAUCCCCCCGCUGUUUUCCAACCAUCAUUCACGGCAAAAGGAUGGUGUCGCCAUUAAAAAUCCAUGAAAGGCUAUUGAUUCUCUUUCAGACAGCUUCAUUUCCAAAUGCUUGUCAAUGAUUAAGAGACGCACGGAGGUAAUUGCAUUCUCAUUCACACCAGUUCAUUUAUUUCCACAUGUUGGUGUAAUUGUGUGCUGUAAUUGAUUUUUUGAAUCUAUCCGUCCUCAAGGAGUACUGGAGGGAACUUGUGUGGAAUUGAAAUGAAGGAGCUUUAAUUGGGAAGCUUUGAUUGUGUGAGGCUUGUGUUUUGCGUAGGCCACAUGCUGUUUUGGCUUGUGUCUAUUAUUGUUUUAUGAACUUGAAAUGAUAACAGAUUAGAAGGGGAAGAAAAAUGGGGUUGAUGAGUUGUAAUAAAUAAGAAGCUACUGCCAGUAUUUGGUUAGUUUGAAUUAGUGCUGACAGGAAACAGAGGGUGUAAGCAUAACAACAGCAGCUCUCUAACAAUCACUUAUUACACAUCCUGAAGUGGAUCAUUUUUAUGAACAUAUCCUGGUUGUUGUUGAUGUUGCGGUAAAGGCUUAUGCUCACUGGUCGCAGCUGGGAAAUCAAAGUUUUUGGAAAUCCCCACUGCUAGGACAAAAAAUAAGUACAGUGUGCACAUCUAGAGGUCGGACUCCAGAUUUACCCCUGCCGUCGGUAAAGCAAUAGUAGCCUUUGGGGACAAGUGUUUACUGCAAUAAGUAUGAUCCUCUACACAUUUCAUCUGCACACAACACCUGUCUUCUUCAUCCUCCAAUUGUUGUGUUACACAGCAGCUCACUAAAUACAGAAGCAUGAUGUUUGUCCAAUUGAUGCUGCUGCAGUGCAUGAUGGCGGUCUCUGCAAAAAGGGACCUGCCUCCAUGCUGAUAUAAAAGGCUCAAGACCUAAAUAUUUUUUUAAUUGAUUUGAACAUAUUUAUGAAAAAUGCACCAAUGACCUAGUCGUACAAUUCUUGCAAAGCUUGUUAGCAGCUGCAUUUUUAUCUACUGCUCAUGUGCAGAAGUGAUGUCUGUGCUGUCGUCUAAAGGCUAAAACAUACAGGAUGCGUAUUUGGAGCGUGGCAGCAGCGUUGUGUUUCACGCAGCAAAUAGGUUGCCAUUCUAGUCAAUGCAGCAAAGCAUACAGGACACGUAUCAACUCAGUGGCAGCAUCAUAUUGAGAGGAGCACUGCUAAAGAUAUGCGGCGAGUCCAUUUUUGCCGCUCUACGGUUCCAAUGCCCGUCAAUCCACACAGAGAAGAUCAUUCUAGACAGGAAGUCAAGCACGCAAACCGUGCAUGUCAUCCAAUAUUUCAAAAUAAAACAACAUAUGCAAACUCCCGACUAAGUAUCAGUUCGUGUAGCUGAGAAAUACUUCCUGGUUCUGGAUUUAUCAGUAACACAGAACAACCUGAUGGUCAAUCCCUGAUCCAUGUGGACCCCAACAGGACUUUUAACUGCUAACUCUGUCUGAAGCUAACAGCACAGCGUAAAGGAACAUAGUUUACUUUAUUAAACACGAGUGAACCUGCAAAAACUGAAACUGUAAAAUCAUGCACAGUCACUGAAUUAUAUCCAAAUAAGCAGGAAAUAGACCACAGAAAAGCAAAACAACCUGUUGUGAGAAUGUUGUUUCUUCUACACUGAGCCCAGCUGACCGGGGCUGUACUAUGCUGCUGCUACGCUCCAAAUACUGCAUCCUGUGUGCAAUACCUAAUGCUGCUCUACGGAGCAAAUACGGAACGCGCUCAAUACGGAUCCUGUAUGUUUUUGGCUUACCCGUUAACAAGGAAGAAAGCAGAGGAAUUUCCUUGAACCCUCACCAUUCUUUUGCAUGAUUUCUAUACGAUUUCCCCGUGAAAGUCACGAAUUGUUACAUGUUACAUGUUUCUUUUAUAUCAUAAUAACAUGUGAUUUAUUACCAUAUGUAGUGAUGUCCCACCUAACUUGGAUGUCAAAUCUUCAUAUUCGUCUGUCCUCAAUAUAACUCUACUAGUAAACUUAAAGUCCUGUUCUUAAUCAACUCUUUUUUUCCAGGUCUACAUAUGUUACAGCUGAAAGAAAGAGUUAGUCCAUUACAUGGUACAAAUGAAACAAUGAGGAAUGGUGCAAACUGUGGAGUGUAAAUCAAUAGUCUCUAAUGGAUAGCUGUGACAGCUGCAACACUUAACAGAGGAAAAUGUGAGAACAGUUGCAGCGAUAAUUUAACAAUACCAGUUUGAAAAUACUCCUUUGCUGAGGUCUGAGCAGAUGUCUGGGUGUUGUUGCUGUGAACAUGUUAAGCCUCCACCUGUUCUUCUCCCUCAUUUAUCUGUUCCUCAUUUCUGCAACAGGAGAUCUUCCUCGUCGUCUUCUUCGGGGUGGAGUACUUAGUGCGCCUCUGGUCAGCGGGCUGCCGCAGUAAAUAUGUUGGCAUCUGUGGACGACUACGCUUUGCCAGGAAGCCAAUCUCUGUAAUAGGUGGGAAUACAUGCCAAUACACACACACAUCUGUAUGCAUGCAGACAAACAGACCUAUCACUUCCCACCCACACGCAUUAUUUCAACAAUAUCUGUAAUAUAUCCUGAGCUUCAACCCAAAAUGAAAUAUCUCAGACAAAUUCAGCAUGAAAUUAAACCGUCACCGCAAUAUUAUUUUCUACCUUCAGCUUUUUAUUGUUCAAAUUGUAAUCUCCAUGUGAUUUUUGUUUUUGUAUUAUACAUGCAGGAUUUAAAAUUGGCAUUUAAUAUUAUUUGAAACCCCUCUCACCUCAGUAGAAUUAGAGAUGAAACCUACGUUAGUGUCUUGAUGCAGCACCAGCCAUCCCCGUUUUAAUAUCUGUGCUAUUUGCUUUGACUUUUUCCGAGCUCGUAAUGAAGACAGUGCUCAUAUUUUUCCUGCUGCACAUCCGUAUGGCGAACAUCUGUGUAAUAGACAAUAUUUCAAUCUCUGUUUGUACAGAUCUGAUCGUGGUUGUCGCCUCAAUUUUCGUACUGUUAGUGGGCUCUAAAGGCCAGGUCUUCGCCACUUCUGCUGUCAGGUAAGAGACAAAGAGUGUGCAGGUGGCAACAGUAUCACAGAAAGUAUGUGGGUGUGUUACUGGACCGGCUUUUCGUGGUUCACGUAGGUGGCAUGCAACUUUAUUUUGGACAACAGUGUUUUUUUUGAUGUUGUGACAACUUUCUAAGCCCUCGACGUCUUCAAAAUAAGAAAACCUCCCCUGCACAAAGCUAGGUCUGUGAAAACAUGAUAUUCCUUCUUGGUGAAGAACUUACCUGACCUGCACAGAGCCCUGAACUUAAACCUGUUUCACACCCUUGGGAGGAGUUGGCAAACUGUGACUCAGGCCUUUACUCCAGAGGUGAACCUCACUGACACUGCAGAGGUUGAAUGAGAGGAAGCAAGGCUACAGUUUUUCACAAAAGCCUGAAACUAAAAAUGAGGAGAUAGUGGCGACAGGUGAUGAAUGUAAGGAAUGAACUGGGGAAGUCCACUACACUUUCUAAAAGUGCACAUAUCCUUACUCGAGAUGAGAUUCUUGAUAGAAAAAGAUUUGGUAAAUGUAGAAAUACGAUUUGAGCAGCCUUGGGUUCAAGUAAAAAGUACUGGCUCUGAAAUGUACUCACAGUAUGAGUAGAGGUGCACCUAUCCGAAAUUUGGAUCAGCUAUCGGCUCCAAUAUUGACAAAUUAACUGGAUUGAAUAUCUGAUGAAUAAUGCUGAUCCAGCGUUCUGAUCCAGUCUUGUUUUUCUUUUAAUGAAUAUCAUACACAGCAGCACAGCGAUUCUGUUCGCUCUGUAUUCUAUAUCUGUCUAUCCUUUUGCACUAAAUGUUUACAUGGAAGUCUAACUUCUUUUUGCUGUGUGCUAAUGUGCAAUUUGUAUUUGUUGAUAUAUAUUAUUAAGUAAAUUUAUAUCUAUGUAAAUUUGUUACCUUUUUUUUUUAACAAGGCUAAAGUCAAGCCUCACAGGGCAAGGUAUACAGUUCAUUCAUUUAACAUAUUGGCCGAUACGCUCAGCCCAGGUAUCGGUAUCAGAUUGGAUUGGAAAAAAAUGGAUUGGUGCAUCUCUAAGUAUGAGUAGAGAGGCUAUUCUAUGAAAGAGGUCUCUGGUUGUCUGUAGAAGUAACUGAUCUCCAAAGUCACAUGACAUCCUCGCUUGAAAAUAAGAGAAGACAUAUUGCAGUAGCUAUGCUCUAUUUUGCACCAGAAGAUACAAGCAUAAAUUUUAAUGACUUGAAACUUUUUCCGUCUUAACUUCUCAACUUCUCUCUUGUGCAUUUUACUUUCUAUACAGUGAGUAAACAAUAAUACCUGCAUUCAUUUAGGCUGUAGAUAACCUAAGCAUUUAAACCCCGGUGUUAUUUUUCAGAGGGAUUCGCUUCCUCCAGAUCCUGCGAAUGCUCCAUGUGGACCGUCAGGGUGGAACCUGGCGUCUCCUGGGCUCUGUCGUCUACAUGCAUCGGCAGGUAAGCAUUCACAGGUUUUUUUAAAAUACAUCACAUAUAAGGCCCAAAGCUAUCAGAGGCUCUGAUAAUUAUUAUUAACAAGCUGCAGGCUUUCUGUCUGGGGAUUUGAAGCUCCUCAUUGUCAUGCAGUAUUUUUCACCACUACAAGGUGCAGCCUGCACAUGGGAAUACGUUUUUCAGUAAGAAGAAUACACUGCGUAGCUAGAAGAAAAGAGCCACUGUGCAGUUUUGUUAGGGUCAUACACUGCUCUGCUGGAGUUGACUGCAGCCCCUCCAGAGUAUCAUUCAGCUGAGACACAAGGGUGGAUGCGAUUAUCCCCACUGGCUGCUGUAAUUCUCUUCCAUGUCUGUGUAAAAACAGAGUGAUGAAGGUGAACAGAGUGGCCGGGCUGUUGCUCAGCUACUACUGCUGCUGUGCUUCCUUGUAUUGGCCUUGGAUGAUGACCAUGUUGCUCCUGGCUGAAACCGGUCAUCAGCAGCUUUUGACCUCAGUAGAAAAGAGAGUGACUGUCAGUGUGGGAUGAUAAUGGUGCCUUUCCACGCUGAUUCCUUCCAGCUAGCUAUGGGGUAUCACUCUGCAUGAAGUCAAAUUUGUGGCUGCACAGAGCAGCUUCAGAAAAACAGGAAAUGUCUGUCACCAUGGAUACUGAUGGAUCACAUUUAAACUAGUGUCCAGCAUCCCCCAGUUGAUUUCUGAGCACUUUAAUAGUUUAUUUAUGAACUCUUAAUUCAUAGAAGAGACCUCAUGUUUGGAUAUGUCACUUAUCAAAUGGAUAAGUUAGUGUUAUAUUUCAGUUAUGUAAAAUUGACUUUUUUUUGUUGAACCUGUCAUAAAAUCUGUGAAUGUAAAGGCUGAUGGUCCUUCAUGUUUUUCUACCUUUGACCUCUCAAAGUAAAACACUCAGUACGUUUACAUGACACUCGAGAAAACCAAAUUAUUGCCUUUCUCCGAUUAAGACAACUGAAGUGCAUGUAAACACCUUAGUCUGACUAUCAUCAGAGUUUGAGAACUUCGAUUGGAGUCGGACAACUCAGAUUAAGACAGCCAGAUAAUGUGAUUGGAAUUCAAUUUUCUCUACCAUGUAACCAGGGCAGUCAGAGUAUGAUUGGACAAUGCAUGUGUGUGUGCGCAACGCACCCGUAACCUGUGACAAAAACACCAGAGAAGAGGAGUAGCGUGCACCUCAUCUGCAGAAAAAGUAGUGCGUACAUCAUGUAUGACAAAAACAACGCUGUAUGAUGCUCCAUCUUCUUGCUUGAAAGUGCCCAGCAGCAGUUGUAGCCACGUCUGACGUCUGGCACGGACCUGCUGUUGUUGUUGACAGCGCAGCUGGAAAGACCCAUAUCGCCCCCUAGUUUUGGGCAGGAGGACACACUCACAUCAAUAAUUCGAUUUUCUCAGCUGCAUGUAUACGCAGACAAGGAGAGAAGUCCGGUUUGGCAAAAUAAUAAUAAUAAUAAUAAUGAGCUUAGUCUAAUUAAGCUGUGCAUGUAAACGCACUGACUGUUUGCUUGGUGCAUGAGUUAAGGCCUGAAGUGAACUGUUAGCAGGUUUUGAUGAGUUUUUCUAUUUUGGUUUGAGGGGGGAAAGUCAGGGAUGGCAUAAACCCCUGAAAACUGCCAUUUAUGCGUACAUACGCAUAGGCAGGUAUAAAGGUAGGAUCAGAAAUAUUCUGCGAUAUCAAGUGGUUCGAUUUUUGAUUGAAUCUGUCCAAAAUUUGUGAUGGUUGAGGUGGGGUACAAUUACGACUUGUUGCAAGACGGUUGCAAAUUCAGAGCAAUAAGUAAUUCAAAUUUGCAAAUUAGACUUCCCCUGUAUGUCUUUGAACUGUGAUAAGGAGCCACAGUGUGACAGAAAACCCACACAGACAAAGUAAGAACACACGAACGCCACACAGAAAGAUGACAGGGAGUCCAACAAGUAGAUUCAAGAGCCUCUCUGGUGUGAGACGACACUGUUAACCGCAGCACCAGUAAGCCGAUCAUCACAGAAUAAUUUGUUUUCCAAAUUCCAUCAUUCAUGUUGUGAACCUCUCAGAUAAAUCAUUCACAGGCUGGUAACGUGCUGUUCAGACUACACACAAAACUGAGAUACAAUUUUAAGAAGUGGUAUGCUCGCGGAGAAUAAAACAGCAGCAUUGUUGUAGACCCUUUGGAGGAUGAAACAGCCUGCCCUACCACACACUAGUCAGCUUAAGAUGGAACUUUAUGGGGCACAGCUUCACACAAAAUACUUAAAUUGAAGCAGAGGUGAGAUUCUGAGUGUGUAACGUGUGACAGAGGGAGAUUGACAUUGGCAGGGGCAGGGUUAUACUUAGUCCUGAUUGGGCUUUAAAGGCUUCACAGACUUAGAUGUGUCAGGUAGAGAUAGCUUUUCUCUGAGAGCUUGGUUCUUUUUUUCUCUUUUUUGUCCUUUUUGCACUUUAAACUACUUUAUGGGCUUUAGAGCCUUGAUAUGCUAAAAUCCUCCACACUUCUGCGCGGGAAAAAUAUAGUCUGCUAUCAUACAGAAGGCAUUAGAGUAGAGGUCAAAUACCCAUCAACCAGCUGGACACCAGCAUGCGCUGCUUUCACUGUUUGUUCCUCAGUGAUUUUCUAAAUUUUCGCUUAAGUCAACAACAGACCUGAUAGUUUGUUUAGCAAUUCUCACACACGCACACACACACAGAAGUGCAGCUUUUCUGUGUUAGCAGCUGGAGCUUUUAAAGUCAAUGAAGUUUCAUUUACUUCAAUCAGUAGCCAGUCUUCGUAUUGAAACUGCAUCUAAAUACACACUGAGCAGCAGGUAGUGCUUGUGGGUUGUAAACACAAUUUGCACAGUUGCUCCUCGCCGGUGGAUUGGAAGCACACGUCUCCUGAAUGAGUUUGCCAGGUCACAGCGGCAGCAUCUAUAUUUACUAAACCUCAGGUAGUGACUCCAGGAAGUUUUACUUGAAUGCAUUUGAAGCUGCUAUAUCCUGGAAAUUUGCACUUAUAAGCUGCAACCGAGGUAUUGGUAAAAGGUGAUGCACUGCUGGAGUUUGAUGCUCAAACUUUUUUAAAUGGGGUGGUGAUCUGAAGGAUUACUGGCAGGUUUAACAUCAGUGAAAGACAUAACAGUAUAGGGGAAUAUCAUGAUAGGUUAAAGAUAUUUUAAGGGAGAUGGACUAUUCCUGGAUUGUGUUUUUGCAUUAAUCUGCUGCCUCUGCUCUGAAAAAUUUGGGAGUGACAGUUUUGGGCCGAGAGACGAACGAGAACUUCACUCAUCAGGAAGUCAGUCCGAUUUAGUGCAGUGGGUGCUCUGACACUCUGAGUGGCUAAACAUGGUUUAAAUCUCAAAUAAGGUGAUUGCAGAAAGAACAUUUGCGUUAAGAGAUUCUCCACAAAGAAGUCUUCCAACAACAGUCGGACAGGAUUACAGCCGAGCCCAAUUAGACCUCCUGAGCAAAGCAAACAGCAGACGGUUCCUUAUUCAAUCCGCAAUAAGAUGCUUUAUAAAUAUUUGAUACACACCAGGAGAGAUCAACUGUCUGGCUUUCAAACGGAUUUAUAAUGAUUAUGUAUUCAUCUGAAUUCAAUCAAUGCCCCUCCGGUGAUCAGAGCUCAUUUCUGAGAGUAUUUUAAGCUUCAUCUUAGAUGCACUUAUGGUUCUUUUUUGGCUGCAUAAAACAUCAAGGUGUGUUUUUUUUAUGUUGUUCACCUCAGUUGUCAGAUAAGAAUGAAAGUUUGAAUAAUGCAAUCCCUGUUAAUAAAAGAAAAUAAUAAAUAUUUCCUCUGAUUUUCACUGAAGAAAACAUUAAACUCCUCCAGCAACCAAGAAGCUGUAAACAUUUGCGUCUAUUUUUAGUCAAGGACAAAAAAUAAAUUCCAAUCACAUAGCCUUCAAAUAUUGACUAAUACGAUUUAUUUAAGGUUAAAAGAAGUGAUACCGAGAUUGACAGUGCGUAUGAUUAACAAUGCAACUUUGCAGAGUGGGUGUUUGUCCUGAUGCUGUUUACCAAAGCAGCUCGUCCCAACAUGAAUAAUGUUCUUGUUUGUUUGAAACACAGGAGGUCCCCAGAUGAAUUUAGCAUACGGUAAAAAAAAAAAAAAAAAAAAAAAAAACAAUUAUAAAGACAGCAAAAAAAUCAACAAGAACAAGCCCAGUGCAUCCGGGAAAAGUUAAUUUCAUUCUACAAAUUUUAAGAGCUGAGUGGGCGUUUUUUAAACACCAUGCUACACGUGGUGAUGUCUUCACAGAGUUGAAGACAGUUUGGAUGCAGUCAAAUGUGUUUGUAUGUGUAAGUACAAGACACUUAAUCACAGCUGGAGUUUUGAGUUGUGUUGAUUUUGUUCUCAGUGCACAACAAGGAAUCUCUUUAUUUUUCGCUGACUCAGCCCUGUACAUGUGCGUAAACCUGCAUUUUACCGUUAAACUUGGUGUAUAAGACAGGGUGUUGAUACCUUUUUUUUUUCCAAGAUACACUAUACACUGGUGUGACCAUUAUAACAUUAUGAAAUAAAAAGAGAUUUUUAGUUGUGCUAUGAAAUUUACCUGGAAGAUGGCACUCAAACAUGCAUGCAAACAACACAGACUAGUCCAGAGGCGCAAUUUUCUAAUGCUUUUCUGUCCCAUAAGGUCAAAAUCAUGCAUUUAAAGAAAACUUAAGUACUCUAGUAAUUCAGUAAAUCUAGGUUUGAUGGUGAUUCGAUUUAAAUGACUUGUAAAUUUACGAUGGUGGGUUGGCAAUUAUAGAUGGUGCUCGUAAAAGCUUUGUAUCUGCACAGAAAAUAUAUGUUGAUGAAUACUAUAGGAGUUUUCAUGCAGGAAGACAGUCAAAACCUUUUUUCCCUCUGGGCUCCUAGACCCUUCAAAAUCAUUCUGCACCUUUAUAAACUGGUGUUACUCAUACUCUGGGUUUUGUGUUAAACUGUUGGCCCCCUUCACCCAUUUCCAUACCACCUUUAGCUCUCAUCAGAGCCUGUCAACAAUAAUGCUGGUGGUGGCACUGCUAUUUCAUACCAGUCCAGUACAUCAGAAAAGGCACAGCAAAAACUUUUUUAAGAGAAAUAAGAAAUAAGUUUUCUGCUGAGAUUGGAAUGGGUUUUCUGCUGCAGGUGAAGGCAUUCCUACUGAUAAUGCGCUCCAAAAUUACUUACCUGCAAAGAUCGCUGAUUGCACUUUUAACCUGCAGAGGGAUUGUCCUUUUUGAAACAGCUGGUACGAUUUGUUUCUGUUGUGAGACUCCAGCCUGCAGUCCAUGUUAUACACUUCACUGAUCGAGUUACACUAGACUGCAUGAUCACCAGAUAACAGUUCGUUUCAAACAUUUCUUCUGUGUACAUGAACAUAGAGAGCUGCAGUGCUGCCAACUCAUCAGGAAGGUGGCUGUCCCAGAAGUCACUAGAUGACAUCAUCGCCUAAUUUGCAUCAUAGCCCUUUUGUAUGUCAUUGUCAUGGACGCUGUUGGAGAGAGGAAUAGUGUCAUUAGAGAGAUUUAGGCCCAGUCCACAUGAAAAUGAAUUCAGGGGUAAAUGCAAAGUUUUACGUCAUAUUGGUGUCAUUUGAUUUCAUUGAUACAGAAAUGGCGAUUCAGAUGUCUGUAAACGAUACUUUUUGAAAAUGGGUCCCAAAGUGGAUAAAUACGACGACAGCUUCAUCUCUGCAUGGAUGCCUGUCCACGUCUUUCUUGAAACAGUGAUGCCACACACAACGUAACUCUCUUAAGGCACUUGUUCCAAAACAACCUUUGUAUGCAUGCUCUGUACUCUUCUUCUGUCUUUUGGUACAUUUCCUGGGUAACGUUACAGCACCACUUACUGGCUUGGCAUGUGAACUACAUUUUCUCAAUCGUUUUCAGUUGUUUUGUAUUUUCGCAGAUAUUUCCUGAAACAAUCCAUUUUUACAAACAACGUUUUCAAAAUGAACUGACAUAUCUUUUUCGUCUCCGUGCGGACAAGACCUUAAAGUGGGUUAAAAACUACAAAUGAUGUGCAAUUUUCAUUUUUUCAAUGUCAAAAUAACAACCUUCCUCCUUGAUCCUGGCUUGGGACCGGCAUAAGUUACCCAAAAGAGACACUAUGGGGGAGUUUUUAUCUGCAGAUCUGUCACGAACUUUGUAGGCUGAGGCCGCCUGCAACUAAAUUCAAAAUCAGAAGAUAGACCUCAGAUUCCAGACAAAUGAAUUUCCCUUUAGGGAUCAAUUAAUUUCUUGAAUUGUAUUGUAUUGUAAGUUUGUCGUGUAACAAAGGAUGGUGCUAAUUAGCUAUGAAGGCUUCUUAUUUUUAGGUUUAACCAGGCCUCCAUUCGCAUGAUUUGAGAUGCAUAUAUGCUGUUUUAUUGCAGCUGAACUUGAUUCAAAGUCAAAAGCAACAUAGUAUAUAAACUCAUGCCCUGAAAUGAGACACUGGACAAUAAAUUAAUGGUUAACCAAAAAAAUAUGACAGCAAAAGUUGCAGGUAGAGGCUAAAGCUGGGGUGACAGAUUAACUGGAGAAAUGUUACAGCAGAAAAUCUUGAUAAAAUGGACAAAAAUCUUGCAAGGGAGGAGUGUAAGUGGAUAUUACUACACUAAAACAAACAGGGAAGGAGAAACCAGUGAGUAAGGCAGAGUAAGGGCACAGCUACACAUUUGCAGAUACAGGGGGGAGACCCUUACAUGCUGGGGCUAAAUGUGUACCUUGUUUUGCUGAAUGUCAACGGUGCAAAGUGAGGUCAACCACACACUCGUGUGCUGUUGCUUCAGGACAUACUUGUAAAAGCAAAAGAAAGUGGUUGAACUUCGUGUAAAGUGGCGAUGCGAGUGUGCAUUGCCAUUAGAUGAAAAUGUUUUAUUCACCUGCUCAGUGGCAUGUAUCAGUGACCGUGCUUUAAUGAGGCAGAGUUGGUUUUUGCAAGAAUAAAUUAAAGAUUAGAAAGACUUUGUGACAGCGAAUCUGUGUGAGUUUUAUUUUUUAAACAUGAAAAUUGAUCUUUGGGACACAUUUGGAGAAGAUUUUCCUCCAACAGCAAGCCCAGACCUGUGAGCCACAAGCAAGGAGUAAGAAAGUACGAAGAAGUGGACUAUACAUUGGUGGAUUCAGUCUUCACAGGAAUUUUUUAGACCCUUCAAAAAUGUUUUAAUAAUUUCAGCCCCAUCCUUUAAUAUGAUAAUGAUUUUCAAUGUGGUAGGAAGCUACUGAGCUUAAAGUGAGUGUGAAACCAUUUUUAGUGUUCAAGCAGAGAGAGCUUAACACUGUGAGGAAAAUUCAAUCAUCACAUUCAAAACACAUUUACAUGAAUAUUCACAUCCAUAUGUCACAGAACAGGCCAACACAGCCACACAUUCCAGGCAGUUAACUGGUAGACUUGGUAUAUUGUGACAGCGGAUAUUGCACCAUUGCACAACUAAAUACACGUAGAUCCACAGAUGUUCUAACAUUUUAACCUUUUGUCUCCCUAAAAAUGAUUCUUCUUCUGCUCUGAGAUAAUCUGCCUGUUAUCAUGUCCCGUGUGUGUUUUUUUUUAUAUUUCAGGAGCUGAUCACAACAUUGUACAUUGGAUUUCUGAGCCUGAUCUUUGCCUCCUACUUCGUCUACCUGGUAGAGCGACAAAAUGCUGAGUCUUCCUUUGGAAGCUAUGCUGAUGCCCUCUGGUGGGGAGUGGUAAGUGAUAAUCUUAAGAGUGUGUGUGUGUGUGUGUGUGUGUGUGUGUGUGUGUGUGUGUGUGUGUGUGUGUGUGUGUGUGUGUGUGUGUGUGUGUGUGUGUGUUUCACACAAUGUCCCAAAUUUAGCGGAAUAGGGGUUGUAGUUUAAAGAGGUCAAGUGUGCAUACAAUGGUCAGGUUAGGAUGGGGGCUGUAUUAUCAUGAGUUUGAACAGUUGAAUAUGAACUUUUCUGUACGAACUUUAUGAACUCACCAGAGUUAUUUUAAAACGUACUCUUAAUAAAUAAGUAAUAAACAGUGAAAGAACAGCAAUGAUACACCCUAUAAGCAGACAAUUUAAAACUCAGUCUGCGGUGAAGUGGGCUUCCCAGAAACAAAGCUAUGAACUUUGGCUUAAAAGAAACCACAAAUAAACUAGAUUCAGUCCUUACCCCGAUUCUGGUCUCACUGUUUGAUAAAUAUUACAGUCAGGUCAUGUUUGGUGUCCAACAUGUAUGACGAAAUCUCAUAAUUUAGUUUAAGAAUUAGGGCACUGCUGGCCUAGCAGUGUAGUCCAUGCCCGCCCCAUAUACAGAGAUUGUGCCCCAACUUGUAGCUCUUGUCUCCAGGUCACUCCCUGGACUCUGCACACAUUCCCAGCUCUGUCCACUGUCCUCACUAACUUAAGACAAAAAAGUUUAAAAUUUAUUUUUUUAAAGUUACAUUUUUCGAGUUUAAGAAUGUGUACAGUUCUUUAUGACACGAGGGGCUCAAAUGCUGAAUUCCUUCCCUUGUCAGGUCUCUUGAAAGUUGUGCAAUUGGAAGAAAUAUAGUGUGCUGGAAGGGAGUCCUUGUAGAGACAGCAAGUAAAAUGAACUGUGUCUGAAAGAGAAUGAACUAAAGGUUUGGUGGACAGUGGUAUAAGCAAAAGAUAUUAACUUUUGGAGCUGUAAAUCAUGUGAAGCUACUGCAGAGGUCUCAAAGAGUUAUAUGAAGCCUUAAAAUAAGCAUAAUGAGGGUCAGCUAAUUAUCAUGCUUCAAUAAUUCUGGAAAUUCCCUUUCCUUCCUCUCCUUUUGUAGUUUAAUACUUUUCAUUGUUUUCAGUUUCAUUCUUGUGAUGAGUUUUAAUCUAAUACCAUAAUGAAAAUAGUCUGUUUUCUAUUACACUCAAGCUCUUCUAUUGACACAGAUUGUAAAUGUUAUUCAAAUACAGGUAUAAUGAUUUGUUUAAAUAAUAUUUCACUGACUUCUCUGUCUUCCCAAAAGUCAGAUUGUGCAGAAAACAUUGACUCUUCACAAACAGUUUUUUGAAAGUGAAAGGUCGAAUAUAGACUCUGUUUUAUCUGUACUACUGUUGUUACAGUAGGAGUAGUGUGAAAACCCUUGGGCACAUCCAGUGGGCUGCUAAUACAAACAACAACAAAAAAAAACAUGUUGUGUAGAGGGUACGGGAUGAGAUUUUAUUUUCAGACAAUAAGUCGCCACCCACACUGCUUCUUGGAAACUUCAGGGACUCUGAUAUUAAAAACCAUACACACACACAUACACACACACACACACACACACACACACACACACACACACAGAGCAGAGUUAUUACCACAACUCUUAUAUAUGAAGGUUUACAAUGUUUACACAUUAUUUACUGAGCGUUUUCUAAAGUCGGGGUCAACCCCUCUACACUUCAAGUUUGUAUUGAAAACUCACUGUGCGCAAAGACAUGAGUGAGAGUCAGGGGGUCAAAUGGUCUGAGGGAAACCAGAUUCUUGUGUAUUACAGAGAGGACUCACAGUUUAGCAGACAUGAAGUCGAGUUUAACACAACAGAACUCAGCCGAACAGCUGUACUCCGACAGCUGUAGCAUGCGUAACUGUCGAAAAAGGUCAAAUGCAUUUCAGUCAGGACCACUUUUUCCCCAAGACAUCUAAAUGCUAUAAACGAUAUUUAGUGCUUUAACUCUGUUCUGAGAGCUACCUGCCUUCCCACGUGCAAACACAAAACGCCAAGCCCAGGCAGGGAGAGCAGCAGCAAAGACCAUCAUUGUGAGGAACCAGUAAAGGAAAGGAGGAGCCAGGGUGGAGUUGUAGGACAAGCAGGAAGUGUAUGCAGGCUAGAUCAGCUUUAAUAGAAGGUUCAUUCUGUUGCACAGAAAAAUAUUCAGCUGGUAUUUAUAAUGAGUGAUGCUUAACUCGAAUUUUGACCUGUCUUAACUGGCACCAUGCUUAGUGAGUUUCAUCAAGAAUACAAAUAGACAAGAUGAAAAUAUUUGUAGUUUUUAUACUUUUAGGUUGUUUAAAAAGAAAUAUAGGAAUAACAGGUUGUUAGCAUUGGCAGUUGUUUCUAUAAUCACUCCUUCAGCAUUUUCCCUUUUCACUCAAACAAUGAGGGCAGGGACUGCAGAGUGCUAAGCAUGGCAUCACACGUGAUGUUUAUGCCUUGGGGCUCAUCUGGAGGUUCAAUGUGUUGCCCACAGGAGCUGGGUAUCAUACUGCAUAGACUGGGGAUUUGGCACUUGGGGAGGAGGACUGUCAUGUUGUUAAAAGCCUGUUUGUAGAGAAUGGAUUUCUUUCAGGUUAAGCAAUAGGAAGCUGUUUUUGACUAUCAAGUGAUAAAUAGUGCAAGUGCAGGUCCUCCCGGUCUCAAACUAGAGUGGAUGACUGCACAGCAGUGUGUUAUGAUGCUCUCUAAAGAGCAAAGGUAGAAAUCGAUCAUCAGUUUUCUGAGGUGUCUGCUGCACUUCAGAGUCCCUCUGAAGGGAGGUGUUCAAACACCAGGUCAGGUCGGGAGGAACAUGAACAUAAAAGAACAGAAAACUGACGACCCGAUCCACUUCUUCGCCAUUGAUUCAGAAUCAAGCCAGAUGUAUCUUGUUGAUUUUUUGUCCAAAGCCACUGUAGUUCUCAGUGUUAGGAUUGAUGUUGUCUGUCCCUUCAUCCCUAUUUAAGCAGGCUGUGAAAUAUUUCCUUAUAAAGUUAUGGUGCACCAAAAAGUUCUUUCAAUUCUUUUAAAUUCCUCCUUCUGUCAUAACUCUUUAAAGGCCAUUUUCGUUCAAUCAAUCCAUCAUUUGUUUUAGACUUAACUGCUUAGCUGACUAAACCAUUACAUUUGCACCCAACACGUAUGUUGUCUCAAGAAUGAAGUUUGGUUCUGUACUUCGGUGGUGCUCUGAUUUUUCAGCCAAUGACACCAUGUUUGGAGUAAAAUUUUCCAACAAUUAUUAAAAUACUAUGACAUUUUGCAAAGAGCUAUUGUUCUUAACUUUGGAUAAUAUUGUAGUCCAUCCUUUAACCAGGAAUAAUCUAAAGAGACUUAUCCUUGUUAUUUCAUUUCUGAUUAGUCACAUGUUCAAAGGUGAGAAAACACUCAAAUGUAGGCACAGAUAAGCAAGAUAUCACCACCAACAACCUUCAACCCUCCUUGCAGGAUGACAUGCAUAUGUCUGUGCUGGUUACACAUGGCUCUUAAAAAUAUUGUCAAUUUAACACACUCAUUUCAGGUGGUGAGUGUGUUGUACCAGGUAAACAUGAGCCUCGUAAGUGUGUGUUUAUAAGUUAGGAUUCACCUGGAGCGCCGCUGUGCACCGCAGGCUUUGGCGCUCCACAGUAGCUUCAAAUCAAAUUAUAUCCCAGAUCCCCUUUUUGUGUGAAGCCGUCAACUCUGUGACUGAUGACAAUUAUUUUUCAUGGUUAAUAUUUGCUCCUGGAGCGAGGCUCAAAUGUUAACAUGGGUUAGAAGAUUCCCUCCAGUGGUGUCACAUUAAAAACUGCCACUAAGCCUAAUUUUAUGCUCUGAACUUUAUAACUGCCAGAUUUCAUGCCAGUCACAUAUUUUUCCUCUCAUUAUUUCAAAAGGUGACAGUGACUACAAUUGGAUAUGGAGACAUAAUCCCAAUAACCUGGCUUGGAAAGGCGAUUGCAUCCUGUUUCUCCAUCUUUGCCAUUUCCUUCUUUGCUCUGCCCGCAGUAAGUGCAAAUACAAACUUAUGAACUUGGACAUUUUUCAGGCUCAUGUGCCUGAAAGUUAAUCAUGUUACCCUGAAGUUAAUCAUGUUUAACUUCUAACCAUUGUCAUUUUUUUCAUAUUGUCAAAAGAAACCAGUUUGAAACAUCUCUGACCUAAAUUAGACACUUUUCCCUUAGAUGAGUUACGGUCGGUCUUUUAAGUGCUUAUUAAGGAAACACAGAGAGCCUGAUUUGGGCUGAAGUGUAUCUAUGAUUUAUGUUUAAACCAGAUAUACUGUACAGUAUAUCAAAGCUGGCACUGACUUGUUUAACCUGCCACUGUGAGGAUUUAAAAGGACUGAAGAUUAGAUAACAGUUUUGAGACUUUUAUGUCCUUUUCAUAAUCUUGUACAGCUGUAAAGACCUUGACAAGACACACAAAAGCAUCUCAUUUUUAAUACAGAUCUUUUGCCAGGCUACUGAUAAAAGACUGAACGCAGUCUUAUUCAGAUGCUCUUCUCUUUGCAUCUGUUCACAUAUUUCUCCUUAGUCAAGCCAUUUUUUUUUGUGCAUAUUUUACAUCCUCUAACUCCGUAAAUGAGAGUGUAAGGACUUCAGCUUCUAUAGAGAUUUACAUUAACACAUGCCAUUGAUUUUAAUCCCAUUUACACCAAAUAUAGGUCGUAAAAAAUCGAAGAAUUAGAUAUUCUUCAGUUUUAAAGUAUUAGCGUCAUAAAUAGAGUACUUUGCAUCAUAUAGUUUGUAAUGUAAAGUGAAAUAAAAUGUAUAAAAACAAGACAUCCCUCAGAUCAAACACACUGAAGCCCUAACAAUAAACCACCCUGAGUGAAGCAAUGACUCAGGUUGUUAUGUUGAAUGCAUUAAUUUGGGGUAAUUAACAAGCCGAGUAAUAAACCUUAAUGUUUCAGUAUUAAACAGCAGAUUAUUCCAUCAUUUUUGGUUAACUUUGUGUUUAUUUCUGUCUCCGCCGCCUCCAAGUGUGUCGUUAAAACUGAAUUAAUGAGCAGUAUCUCUGCUGUGCUGUCUUUUACAGGGAAUCUUGGGCUCAGGCUUUGCCCUGAAGGUACAGCAGAAGCAAAGACAAAAACACUUCAAUAGGCAGAUCCCUGCAGCUGCCUGUCUCAUUCAGGUAUCCGUCCGUAAAAAUACACAAACAGAACCACAAUACAGCUGGGGGAAGUGAACUGUCUGCGAGCCCCCGUCUUAUUAUUGAGACCAUCCUUUCAUGUAACCAGUACUUUCUGUCUUGCAUGGCAGACAAGCCGGCGUGAAAUUUGUCCUGUCCAACCAAUAUAUUGCUUUCUUCAUGCCCCUCCAGACGGCGUGGAGAUGUUAUGCUGUGGAGAACUCUGAUUCUGCAACAUUCAGGAUGUUUUUGAAGAAGAAAUCCAACAUCCCCACCUCCUCUCUGUCCACACCCAAACCCAAGAAAUCGGUUAGUAAUCACUUGAAAAUUUUUUACCUGCUCCUUGUGUGCAGUUUCCAUGUUGUUGUGGGUAUCAAGGUCAAACUACUGCUUUCUGAAGCAGCAGCAGUGCAAACUCAAUCCUCUAAAAGGAUGUCAUUUCCUUUGGUUGUACUAAAGAGAAGCAUUGUUUUGACUUCAUGGUGACUUUAAGAUGGAGCUACAGUUUAACUUCUGUGAAAGGCAGUGCAUUAUCUAAAAAUGAAAAGGUCAGUGUCGUAAGAACAAGAACUGUCUUUUCCAGAGACUUUUUCUAUUAUUAAUCCUAUAACUGUUCACACUUAAAGAGAGAAAAAGAAAAGCAAAGAUGUGUUACCAAGACAACAGCCAGCAGCAACAUAAUAUUGAUAUUGAUUAUUCAGUAUAUCUUCUACUUGAGUUCAAUAUCAUGUCCUCACUAAUGUCUACAGUGUUUACAUGUCAAAAGGGUUCCCGGGAGACUUAGCAGAGCUUCAACUUUAUUACUUAAAGAUUUUAGUAUAACGGCAAUGUGAAAAAUGUACUAAAAAGUGAGUUAGGCUCAUAAUAGUUCAUCUAUCGCUGCACCUGGGCACUCAGUCAAACAAUUACUCAUUGCUCACAGAUGCACCUGGCAACAAAAAUAGAAAAUUACAUCAAUCAUGACUCCUUUAUUGUGUUAUUGAUUCUACCAGCACAAUAGAUAGGCAACCACAGACAGUGGACUUAUUCACAGUGCUGCACAGCAGAAAUGUUCUAAUAUGUUUAUGAAGAGAUGAUGACUUAGGAUGUUUAUGUAUAUCUGCUUUUUGGUGAUAAAAAUUAUAAAGAUGUUUAUUCUUUUGAUUCUUGCAAAAAUCUGGAUCAUAUCUGUAACACAUACAGAGAUUUCAUGAUGUGCUUCAUAUCACAGCAAAUACUGAGCAGAGUUUCCUACAUAUCAAUAUGGUGUGUCCAGAUAUGUCAAUUGUUACAUACAUAUACAAUUGAAGCAGUUUUUACAAUAUGCACACACUUAAAGUGACCUUCAAUCUGGUUCAGAUCUGGUUACAGUACCAUUACUGUUGCUAUGGUAGUUAUAAACAGAAAACAACACAGCUGCUUUAUUUGUAGAUCUGUCCAAGAGGACCAUGAACUGCUUCCAAUCAAAUCUUGAAAAGCUGGUUGAGUUUUAAGACUGUUAAUUGAUUUAUAAAGUUUUCAACGGAUCAAACUUUGGGAAUCUAUGUAGAGGGCCACUAUUUUGUUUUUUUUUAAAUAACUAGAGGUGUCCCACAAGGUUCUAUUUUGGGUCCCGUAAUAUUUUAUCAAUAAUCAAUAGUAAUAAUCAAAGUACGUACAUUCAGUCACGAAUAGGCUACACCUCUAUGCGGAUGAUACUAUCAUCUAUGCCCAGAUAUACUGCAUAGCAUAUUCAUCUGAUUCUGCAAAAACCAAGUGAAUUAAUUUCCUGGUUGAAUAAAGAUUAAUUGUAUCAGUACAUAAAUACGUCCAAAUCUGUGGCAUAGCUACAAGCUUAGUCAUUGAAGCCUAAAAAUACCGAGAGGACAUCACAAAAUAUCUGGACCAAUAAAAAACUCUUAGAUUCGGAGGUGGGAAACCCUCUUUUAGAAGUGUGAGUGAGACUUGCGCAGGUGUCAAACAAGUAUAUAAAUGUAUUAUAUGCAUCUUGUUGAGUUGAGUAUCUUCUUUGGUGCGUUUCUUGGACAGGUGAAAAUAAAAAAGAAGGGGAAGAGCACUGACGUAGAAAACUUUCUCGGUUCUCCCACUAUCCCAAACAUCACCUAUGACUCUGUAUACGAAAGUGGAAGGGAGCUGAACUCGGAUGUUUACAGCACUGUCGGGACAGGUAAGGGGAAGAUUAACUAUACAGCAUGUUUAUUUCUGAUGCAGUUGGCUUUGCUCCAGUACAGUUUAGCCGGUGCCAAAAAUGUUAUUAAGUGUAGACUUGGGGGCAGCAGUUGGCCCAGCAGUGUGAAUGUCUGAGGCUGUAGCAGUCGUGGUUUCGGUCGAUGACCCUUUGCUACAUGUCUGCUUCCUCCUUUUUUCUAUUCUAUCAGUGAAAGAAAAAAUACCUCACCCUCACUUAAAACAAGACAUAUGCAGAAAUCAUGAUAUUCCAGUAAGGUUCAUAUAUUUAUCAACCAAUUCUCUCGAAGCUUGAUGUUGAACCUGCAGUAAAGUGGAUCUAUAAACCUCAGAAUAAAUGCCUCAAGUGCCACUCAAGAUGCACACACCAGGAGAUAAAUGUCUAAUGCUGCCCCGGCUUAGUAUCAUAUAUGGAACAACGAUACAGCAACAAGAAAAUGUUUAAUAUAAGCAUCAGUUUAGAGUUGAAACCAUAUGAGGCGGAAAGGACGAAGUCCAAACAUUAAUGAUGGACCAUUAAAGAUAGAUGAGCACAUCGCAGAGAUGAAACGUGAGGUUGCAUUGAUGAGCAUGAACUCCAGUGGUGCACUGCUGAACUCAAAACUCCUCACAACAUUCAGUGCAGCUGGAUCAAUAGAGGAGGGCUGUGUGAUAUACAGAGGCAAUUUGAACCAUAUCCUUUGUAUCCUUCCAGUUUUAUUUAAGGCAGCCUGGCGGUUGUGCAAUUCCACAUUUCUCUAUCAAUUCAUUUUGAAUUUUUUUUUCACAGAAUCUCAGUCGACUUUCGUUUUGCAAAUUUGUCUUUGCCUUCAGUACUGUCACGGUUUUGCACACAGAAGUGGACUCCAAAGCGGGACUCACAGGCAGUUGAAAGCAAUCAGUCAUUUACGUGGUUAAAAGUUCAAGGCAGAGUUUGGCAAAAGGCUAUCAGUCAGCAGUAAAGCAGGCAAGGGCAAAGCAGGCAGAGGCAGCCUGUGAUCAGAAACAGGAAAGCAGGAAAAAUAAAUGAACGCUCAACAACCAAAGACAGGCAGGAGUUUGUCAGCCAGUGUGUCCCUGAUUCACCCUGCCUGACAAUCAGAAGAGAAAGCUGAUCCAGGAUUUUGAUCAGUGUUGAUGUAAGGCCCAGAAUAUCUGGUAAUUUGAGGGGCUUGAAGAUCCAGUAUCAAACCCGUUCAGCUGCUAAUAGAGUCAUUGGGGACAGCAAGAUGAUUCAAAACUUCUUCAUUUUUUAGGAUUUCGUAUCUGGAUGAUCACACAAGUACUUUCCCAGCUGUGACAGGAAAGCGAAUAACAAACAGAAGCUGCAGCCAACAAUAGCUCACACACUAGCACACUGCUGCUGACAGGUUUCAAGUAUUGACAGUAUUUCCCCCCACAGUUCUGGCUGAAAAAAGAUGAAUCAUGACGAUCACAUUUCCCCAAACAUUUUUCCUGCCAGACUCAUUGAACCUUCAAAAUUAUGAAAAUUGUAGGACUCCUGUAGUUGGGGCCUUGGACCGGGAAAAUGAUCUGGUAGAUAUCUGUGGAGAGAGUGCUGAUAAAGAUGCGGGGGAGUUUAGGAGAGAACGGUGAACAGAUGUAACAGUGAGUGAAGAUGUUUGAUACCUGGAAAUUCAACAGAAUAAGUGAGUUUAAAGGGGGUGUUUAAAGUACAGUUAAUAGACUAAUAUAUCAUGUAUCAUAGCCCCAAGAGGACCAGCACUAGAUGACUACUGGUUUUGGAGAACCUCUGACUUGGACCAGCUGUUUGAAAUUCUUCAGAUUCCUCCAAUUUAACGUUACUUAUCAAAACAUGUGUCACAAGAGGAUGCAUCCCUCUGACUUCAGUGAUCUCUUGGUUUUCAUAAAGUCAUAGAGAGGUACGGACUUUACCUUAAAAUCCAGAAUACAAGUCACACCGCUGUAUGCAGUGUUGUCUGUUGUUGGAGAGCUCUAAGAGGGGAAAAGAUUGGAACUAGCCCUUCACUAUGUUCAGCAACACGCAGUUUCUGUGCAGCUGUGUAGCUCUUUCUAGUACCAUCUGAUAUCACCAGCCUCGCCUGGGGUAACAGAGACUGCCCACGACCACAUGGUUGCAACCCACGCCCCCUGCUGGUUAUAAAUUGAAUAAUCUCCUUUAUAAAUUCACCUGUAUGCUUAGCUCACUAGAUGUUUGUCACAAAAUGCAAAUUUCUUUUGACUUUUCAACUGAACCUCCUGGGGGUGUUUGAUAUAAAAUAUAUAUUCUUUAUUUUUUCAUUUCAUCCACUGCAGUGGAUCAACCCCAGCUUGUUAAAAACAACAAAAAAGCACCUGACCACAAAAGUAACCUUUCAUUUGGGACUUUCAUCACAGCAGGUUCAACGCAUAUAUGCUGACAGCUCUGCAAAAACAAAGAACUGCUUUUGCAAAUAGGCCAGAGAUUUCCUCAUAAAUCAUAACAUAAGUGAGUCUGUCAAACAGAAAAGGACACAUGGUUGUUUUGCAGUAUGGCAUCAACAGAUUUUUUCUAACUUUAAGUCUUUCUUUCAGUGUUUAAUGAAAUGGAAAGAGAGUUUUUUUUUUUGUUUUUUUUCAUUAAAGAAAACUUUUCCAGAGUGGCGUACACUCACUAAUUGAAUACCCUCUUUGAAAUGCUGCAUUAUUUAUACAGUAUAUUAAUAUAUAUUUUACUUUCAAUGUUUAUUAAUUUUAUCCUUGAUUGUGCCUCUCUUCUUUCUUCUUCUUUAGCAUUCAACAUUUAUCUGUGAACCCUAGCUUUUGAAACGAUUUAUGAGUCGUUUUUUUUACCAUCAGUGCUGCAUAGAGGGCAUAAAUGGGUGAAUGCAGAUGAACAAAUAGUGAGAUAUUGGGUGCAGUCUGUUUACAGUCCUCUCCAAAAAGAUAAAUAUGGAUACUUUUAGCGUGUCUAUAUUAUGUGAACCACUAAUUGGAUCGCUCCCUUUGUUGUGCUGAGUUAUAUAACCUUUUUCUUUAACACCAGCUGGUUAACUGAAGAGCUGCCUGGAUGCGUGACUGCAGCGCUGCCCCCCCACGUGUUACUGGAAAUGGUUCUGCUUUGCUCUCAGUUUUCUGAGUAACAGCAGAAUUUAAUUUGCCCAGUUUUAAAGAUUUAUGAAUGUCUGUUUGCUUCAUGUUCGAUGAAAAUCAGUGUCUCACAGCUUCUUCUAAAUGAAUUCUACAGGUCGCACUGCACAUGUUACAUUUAUAUCGUGCUACUUUUAAGUGUGAAUCAUUUAAUUUAAUUGCCAUAUUGCCAUCUGGUGUGCAAUUGCAUUGACUGGAUACACACUGGAGGUGGAUUUGGAGCUGAGCUGCUUGCCGAGUUGUCAACUAAAAUAAAUGUCCUUUGUGGAUUUUUCGACAGCACGAACAAGUCUUUUCAGGCCUAACUGGGGUUUGAUUUGUUAUGUCUUACACCGUUUAGAUUGAUGAAAUUUAGCCUGGAAGUUGAAUGAAUUGUUAAAGAAAUGCCACCGCGCAGCUCAAAGCAAGGCAAAAAAGUGGAGACCACACAUGAGAUAAAGGAGAAAUAUUUCCGUUUAACAAGACAGAAAGAAAAACUCAGCAUAGAAAGGAACCAAAGACAUCAUAUCCAAACUGUUUCAGAUCCAGGAGAGAGAAAUAGCAUUGUCUCACUCCUGAUCUCUGUCCUGGAGCUCAAGCUUUGAAUGCUCACUGACUUUAAUGGUGUAAGAUGUGCACUGCAUAAGGGCUUAAUAUGCGAUGAAAAUGAGGAGUGCACACUAUAAUAGUAUAACACAUUUAGGAGGCAGCUAUGAUCAUUAACAAAAAACUGACCUCUUGGGUAAGGGAUGAGGAUUGUUAGUUUUUAUUGAUCCUGAUCCCAUUGGGCUAUCAAGACUCCUUAAUGACCUGAGUCCAUAUCGAUACCACCUAUAGAGUCUUCUUUAUACUAAUUUCCUUUAAACUAUUGUAUUUAUACAGAUUUUACACCAAGAAAUUCUUUUUCUCUCUCUUUUCUGGAAAAUGUGUUAUGCACUUUUGCCUGACUCUCAUUUUUCCAACCUGACCCAGAACACCUCGCAAUUUAUGUCAAUGCACUGUUUAAUUAACAUGAUGUGGCUUCACAGGACCCUCAAGGUAGCAGACUCGAUAAGCUCAAACAUCAAUGAUUCUCGGGUUCUGAUAAAUUCUUUAUCGUGAGUUUUAUGGACUGGGUUAUCGACCCCCAUCCCUAUACAGGAUCUAAAUGCAUGCUUUACAUAGAUGUGUUCUUGUAUAGAUUCCAGUAAACUGUUAAAAGCUGCUGAAAAGCUGUUAUUUCAGUGUGUUUAUUUCACUGAGUAACGUCAACAACUCUACAAGCAUGAAAUAGAUAACCACAGAAGUGAUUUACCUCAUACUCAUAGAUAAAUUGAUUGCAUUUUCCCAUUAAGACCUUGCUAUCUUUCUUCGUGUAUAAAUAUGUUUUCUUCUGUUUUAAAUUUCAUUGAUUUCUGCCAUGGCUAACUAACAUUUGUCUACAUGUAGUGCAGUCCUGUACACUAGGAGACUGAGAUAAUGCAUUUUGCCACCAUUAUGUUCUUCGUUAAUCAAUUAGACAAUCUGUUUUUUGUAUCAAAUGUUAUCUUCGGACACUUUAAAAUAAGAGGAACGUCAAGAUCCUACUGUUUGCUUCGAUUAGCGCAAAGACCAAAAAUCAAGACAGAAUUAGAUUUGGCCUCAUUUUUACUAUUUUUUUCAAGAUUUAUUAACCGGCUUGUUGGUCUUUAUUUGUCACGACAGGACUUAAGACAGGGAAGAACAGGGAGUGAUAUGCAGGAAAGGAGUCGCAGAUUGAAAUUGAACACAGGCCGCCCAGGUACUUAGGGCGUGCUUUAGACCGCGAGGCCAGCAGCAUCCCACCUCACUCUAUCUUACGGUUUAAUCUUAUCCUAAUGUAAUCCACCAGGAGCUGAGCAUUUAGCAGCAUGAACAAGUGACAGUGGCAAGGAGAAAAUCCUCCUUUUAACAAGCAGGAACCUUGAGCAGACUCCUGUUGAACAGCAGCUGUCCUUGACUGUCAGGCUUGGAAAGAGAGAUAGAAGGAGAGGCAGAAAGGUAGAAAAAGAUGAGGACCAACAAUCACAAGUACUACAUCAGCAGCAGCGGUCGCACUUAGACUAAGAGCUCAUACAGACUUAUGGUUAAAUGUACAGUAAAAUAAUAAUAAUGUUGAUAAUUGAAGCAGCUGGAGUCAGACAGGCCCACAGCAGCAGUCUCUCUGUGGUGACAAUCCAGAGAAACCAUACCAGAUGAGGAUGAGGGAGCUCAAGGACUCUUGUGGCCCUUUCAGACACACACAAAGGCAAAGGAGUGUUCUGACAAUUUUUGCUUCUCAGUUGAAAAACGUUGCUGUAGUGCAAAUCAGUAAAAAGAGUGGAUGGUUCACGCCAUUUCGUCAAGCUUUCAUGCCAUACACAUGAACAGGUUUUCGGUAAAAAUACAGCAACAUGAUUUGGUACUUAAGGAUGAAAUUUUUAUUUGAGAUUGUAGGAGAAGUGUUCUGGUGUGCAUCAGCUUGCAUCUCAUCCCCAGUAUUUUCACUCUUUUGUCAACACUGAAGAUGCAGUUACUCAUCAAAUUGGAACAAGUGUAAAAAGAAAAAAAAAUGUAUAUCCAUCUACGUGUGCUUACUAUAAAAAAUAUGUAUACUGUAUAUAUCUUUAUGGCAAUAACACAGAAGUAGAUUCACAAACAUGCACACACUUAGACAAGGUUGUGAAAAAUUAUGUUGUGAUUACUGCAGCUUCUAUUUGACGUCAUGAUUGCGCACCCCUGUCCAACAAAGGUCACACCCAGCUUGGUGUGAGGUGAAAGCCCCUGAAAUUUUCCUGUGCUUGUACAGGGUGCAUAUUUGUAAAGAGCUCAAGAUAGAUCUGUAGUUAAUGGCUUUGAUGGUAAAUGAAGAUGACGCAGACGGAAAGAGGAGGUAGAGGGAAAGGUCGUAGUUCAGAAUUCCUCUGGUAGUGUAUGCGUCACCAAGAGCCAGUCCAAGCCAGAGCCAGCCUUUACAACAAGCUUUGUCAAAAAGGAAGUUUCUUCAAAUUAGAGAGGGUGUCUGCCUCCUGGACGCUGGACUAGUGGCUAAUAACAAAGAAGAAGAGCUUUAUAACCUCCCAUAAUACUUUCAAGUCUCCGGCUACAAGGAGAUAGAGUCUUAAUGGGACAGAAUUAGGCACUAACACACUUAAAAGAAAGCCUUAUGACCCAUGAGACCUUAAAGCUACUGUAGGGAGAUUUUACAAAACAGAGUCACAGUAAUAUUGAUGCCUCGAUAUGACUGACAAAAUCAAACUUGACCGUCACAAAAAAGGUUGUUUGUUUCUACGUAGGAAUUUUUGGUGCAAAAAAUUGCUGGCAAUGGACAGGUGAAAAAAUAAUUCAAUUAACUAGAGGCUACCGAAACAGUCUUUUUUUUUCUUCUUCACUUUCUUUGGCAGGGAUUCCCAGUAAAUGCUGUAAUUAACAGGAAAUGCUGUUUCUAUAGCAACCAAAAGUGCUUAACAGUAGCUUUAAUUGUAGAGACUGGGAUGACUUGUUAUCGUCAUCCGUUGACUUGUUAUCUCCAGUUAAUAUGAUGAGCAGCCAGGUCAGAUAAGCAGAAUGCUCCAUUGAGCUGACAGUGAAUAGAAAAGAAAAUAUAUAUAAACAGUUAAUCACAUACAUAAAUGGAAAUUCAAUUACUGCUUCUAAUAUAAUUACUUUGUAUUACCCCAUCACAGUUUUAAUGCUUAUUUGUAUUGACUGCAACCUAAAUAGAUCUUGAUUUAACUACAAGAUCACUUAGAGGAGAUGCAGUUUGUGGUGUAGCUGAAUUAGAUAACCUCAUACUGAUCUUUUUUUUUAAUUAGAACUCAGUCCAGAACAAACUGACACUUCUUUAAAUGAUCAGAUAGAUAACAAAAAGCAGGAACUCAUGACAGCUGCAGAUGCUUUCACAUACGAACAUUUUGUGUUACAACAAAGCAGCUGACAUCCAAUCAUGCAGAUCCCUCCUGAUUUUGAUAUUGUGUAAAGAUGAAAAGAAUAAAAGAUGGAGGUGACUUUAAAGAGCAGUUUUUGUUAGGGAGCAGAUGGCAGGUACUUCAAUCAUAAAGGCUGCUCAACUGGCAACUUUUUGUUAUUGGGAGAAAAAUGUAUUUCAUUCCUCUGUUGGAUUACAGAGGCAUGUGGAAUCAUUGUUAAAGUCAUUCUGGACACCUUUCUCUUCUCAGAAACUCUAAUGUCAGCCGUCCUUCAUUUUUUACCCGUAAAACUUCUCAGCUUUCAUCCUUUGUGUCAUCGCGUUAAAAUCUGCUUUUCAUAUCUGAGUUAACAGCCUUCUUCCUCUUUGCUGUCCUUUUUUCCUCUCUUGGUGGUGUGUCUGUGUCCCAGCUUUGGCAGGAUCCCACUCUCUGGGAGGAUGUGGUGAGCUGCUGUUAGUGUCAAUGUCCUGCACUUGUCUUCAGUUGCCUGAUUGUCUAGUCUCUCUAUUUCUCGAUUUUUAUCAUCACUGCAUGAUCCUGUUAUGAUAAGUUUGGUAUACUGAGUAAUACGUUUAAGACUUCCCCAUAGUUUUGGACUAACAUUGUUACUGUUGUCCUUCUUGCCUGGUGAUAACAAUUGAUCAGUCUUGUGGUUUUUCUUUGUGUGUGUUUCAGAGCGCCAACAGUCCUGGACAUCUUUGUCAUCUCUUCAGUUCAACUCACAGUCUGCAGGUAACAUCAUGUGAUGAUUGGAGUGUCAGAUGGUUUCUCAGUUUCUUUGACCUGUUUGAGGCACUUCUAGAGAGACAAAGAAACUAUUUCAAACUGCUGCUAAAAGUGAAAUGAUUUUUCUGAUCAGCUCAGUGUAAACAGCCUUAAAAAAUAAGAAAAAAGAUGGGGAAAAGAAUUAUUUUUAGAGGUUUCUUUAUGUAUAUACAUAGAUAUAUGAGAGAGAAUGGGGGAGAAGAAGCUAGAUGGAUACAGAUAGCUAACUAGAUAAGUGGUUAUAGAAAGAUAGAAGUGUAAAGACAGAUUUAAAGAUAUGUGUGUAUAUGUGGCUAAUAUAAUAUAUGUAUAUGUAGAUAUAUAGAGAUGGAUGGAUGGAUGGAUUUAGAUGGAUGGAAAGAUGAUAGAUAGAUAGAUAGAUAGAUAGAUAGACAGACAGACAGACAGACAGACAGACAGACAGAUAGACAGAUGGACAGAUAGAUAAUGAGAUGAAAUGUAGAUAGAUCAAUUUUGAUGUCUAUAGAUGGGUAUAUAGAUCAAAGUAUAUCAAUCUAUAUAGCAAGAUCUGUCUUCUUCACUUUGCCUCAGCAUGCAUUGGCAGCAAGGUGGUUCUUGUAGCACCAUUUUCUGGGUAAUAGAGUAUUAUGCAAUGAAUUUCUAUAUUUUGCACUGGUUGUCGAGUCACACUAGUGUAUGGGAUGCAAGUAUGUCUUAUUUACAGAAGUCAGUAAAUUAAGUUAUUAUUAUUAUUAUUAUUAUUAUUAUUAAUAUUAUUACAUUCAUAUCUUUGGGCUUUAUUACACCUCUUCAGAAAGAUAAUGCUCAUGUUUUAUCUAGUCUUGGUUUACAGUGUCACGUCAUGGAAAGGUUACUUGGAUUGCUUGUUUGAAUAUGAGUUUAAAUUGUUGUUUUUUUAUAAAUGUGUCAGCUUCUUGAUUGAUUGACAGGGAGUCCUGGUGAACUCUCUCUCAGUAUAAACAGAGAUUGUUGGCAGAGUUACACAACCGGAAACAGCAGGAAAGAUAAUAGGUGGAUCGAUGGAUGAAUCAGGAAAAUGUUAUGCAGUGAAACAUUUAUUUUAUACCUGUGUUUAUAUAAAGGUGUAUUCAACCAAGCAUUCAGCCACUGAUCUGUUUGUAGACACCACGCGAAUACAUCAAGUGGUCAAAAGCCAGUGCUGCUCUCUGCUUUUGAGGAAAUAUCUGUCAGCUUUCUCAGACUUGUCAUGUCAUGUCUGUCCUGAUUGACAGCUCCAAUUAAAUCCAUUUUGUUCAAAGUCCAUUAGGAGCAUUUCACACCAUUUCUUUAGUUUCACACAUCGAAAAAUCAAUCAUCGGUACAGUUGCAUCACACUUCUCUGGCUGCUGCAGUUUCAAAACAUUGCAUUUGUGGAUUCAGGGAGUUAACAGGUUUCCACUUCACAACAGUGCCACCUCUAAAAAUGGGAGAAGUUUCAGAGCACCAGAUCUACAAUUGCUUCUUAAUUCACUGUUUUUAUUGUCUAAUUUAAUAAUUGUAAUUCCUGACUGAGCUUGGCUUGUGUUUCCAAAUGUAUAACAUAUAUUUAAACCCUCCUCUUAUUGUAGUUUUUACUUAUUAUUCUGGAUGUGUCUGUGUUAUACAUGAACCUCUGCAGAAUAAGACAAAGCAGCGGCACAGGAAAAACACAUGUAGCUCUGGGCGGGAUGGGGUAGUGUGGGAAGAUGGAAGGGGCUUCUUACAAAACGAUAAUCUUAUUAGUUCUGCUGUUAGUCCAUGCUUUUAUUUAUCAUCAGUUUCAAUAUAUACUUCAGACAGCAGUAUGUAUUUAAUCAAAACUCAGUAAUGAACAAAAACAGCCACUAAAUCUUUUCUCUCCGCUCGUGUGUUUUUGUGAACUUUUGACACGACAUUUUGAAACCACAACAUACUACCGAUGUGUCGAAAUGAAAAUCACAGCAUUUAAGCUGAUUGAAACUCCUAAAUCUGAAAAGGAGAGAUCAGCUUGAAAUCCAAAACAGAACAAUUACAGGUCUAGUCGAUCACUGAAUAAGGUCACAGUAUUCGUGUGAUGAAAAAAACAUCCCCUAAAGCGUGCAAGAUUUUUCUUUAAAUGCCAACAAUUUCCUCCAUUUGUGAAUCUAGCUGAGCAGAGCUAAUGCAAGACGUAGGCUUAAUUCUGUCUUACUUCUUAUUUUGGUAUCAGAGGAUAUGCUGUGGUGUUUCAACAGCCCAAAGGAGAGCAUCAACUAUAUUAGGAUGUGGUUUUUGGUUUUAGCAAAGGUCUUCAUCAUGACUAGAAAUGGUCAGUAUUAUUAGACAAAUGUGAGCAUCAGCUAAAAAUGUAUUGUCUGAAUCAGCAGAUGUGAGGAUGUCUACUUAUAUGUACAGGCGACAAGUUGAUGCGUUAGUUAUGCUCCUCUGUGACAGCUUUCAUGCCCCAACAAUGAGCUUCAACAGACAACAAAGUAACUGUGCAAUGCAUUCAUCAAACAGUAGACUUUAUUCCUCUUUUUGAUGCCUGUCUUUUGUACUUCAGGUCAAAAGUCAUUUCAACUCAAUAUUGUCACCAAUUAUAGUCAUUUCACAGCUGCCAAUUGAUCAGCAGGCACAAAGACUUCACAUGAUGAAAUAUAUGGACAGAGAUUGGGUCAUACUUUACACAAUUUAACAUAUUUGACAGCCGACAUUGACAUUAAUCAGUUCCCAGUUAUGAAUGGUAUUUAGAAAUCGUACACAAUGGUAAAAGUGAAAUUGAAACUGAAAAGCACAUCCCUCGUGUCAUCAUAGGACAGUAAAACAAAGAAUGAACCUCAUUUUCAUUUUCACCCAUGCAACUCACAUAACAAACAAAGUGUGUGCACCUCUGGAGUGGCAUUAAACCCGCCGGCCUGGCAAUAGAAUACAUUAACUUUUAUAGCAUGCUAAGUACUGCAGGGGCAGACAUUGAUGUAAAGGGUUAGAAGUGAUCUGGUUAGCUUGUGGCAAAAAUAACAGGAUUAAAAAGGAUAAAGCAAUUCAAGCUUAUAUUCCCAGUGAAGAAAGAAAGACCUCUGUACUCUAUAUGAAUAUGGUAUUGUUGGCCGGCUUACAUACAUGUAAAAUAGACACCAAUACAGAUGUGCACAUUUAUCAUGCAAAAUACUCUGUCAAAUAUGAUUUACAGCUCAAGAUACGGCCUGAUCUCUCUUAUGAUUUCCAGCAAAUUAUCAGUCAAGUGCAGGGAAAUAACCAUUAUUCCAGAUUAUUGAGGUUUUACAACUUAUAGUAAGACAGUAUUGAACUCCCCACAUUUAUUACAAUUAUGAAAUCUGUUCUCCUAAACAACACCAGGAGUUCUUCAGUGAUUAAAAGAGAAAAAGUAUUGGUGCUGGAGAAAACCUGCCCACAGCCUAUAUCUUAGUAAAACUUGACAAAGCGAAGAGUUAUAGCACCGGUCAACCAGACGGAAAGGAGCUCAACAGAAAUCUAGUGCAUUGCUCUCAAUAACCAACCUUUCCAGCAUGGUGGAAGGUACAGGCCUCUGCAGGCUAAUGAUGUACCUGGAGCCUCACUACACCAUGCCUACAGUGUGACCUCGCAGAUGCAGUCUUAUCUGAACUGUGAGGUUUUGUCUUCAGACAUAUAAAGAAGCUCCUCAGUAAUGCUACUUCAGUUACCCUCACCACUGAUAUCUGGAUAUAGAGUGCAAGUCCUGUCAGCGUGUUGAGCCUCACUGCCAAGUAGAUUUGAAAAUAGAUGUAGUCCAAUUUGAAAAAGAGUAUAUUUAUCGUUAAUGGUAGAAUAAAAUAUGAGCUUGAAAUGAAAUAAAUACUAUGAAAGCAGAGGGUGAAUCUCACAGCUGAACCUGACCCGAGUUAAAAGCUAUAAAAUGAAAAUAAUUUUCAAACUAGUGCAGCGAAACUCCGUCACCAACAUCAGCUGACAGCCCGGAUGCAAAGAUCAGUUGCCAUCUGUAAUGUGUGUGUCUUUUGUGCCGCUGUGUCUGAAUCUGCAGCAAAAACAAACCCUGGCCUUUUGGAUGUCCCCUCCCCGGGCCCCCUUCAGAGGAACUGUAGCUUUGCAGAUGACCUGGAGCUGGAACCAGAGCGAUAUAAUGAGCUGGCUCCUGCUGCCUCUGUGUCACAGUGAGUACAACGCUAUCAUUGCACCAUCACGCCGAGGCUGUGUUUUGGUGUGGGUGCAGUGUAAUGAGAAUAUCAGAGCUCAUUUGCAUGUGCUUUUUUGCUUUUUGUAAUCAACCUUUGCUCAAUUUCAAACCCCAGAGCUCUUUUGUCUCUGCUGUGCAAUGAUUCUCUGUUAGGCUAGAGUGCUCAUGCUUACUGUCACUUGCCCAGCAUAAGACCGAGGCCAGUAUGAGGAAAUGAGUGUUAAGUAACUGCAGUGUAAUGUAAGUGCACAGUAAGUGAAACAAAUGGAGCGACAGUUCUGACCCAUGGGACUUCCUUUCUAAACGGUGGGGUAAUGAUGCAGAGUGGGAAUUGCAUGCUGCAGCAUUGUUGGCAAAGAUCACUCUGUGCUCUGCUGACUCCAAAAUACGUAACCAGCUGUUCUCAUAGAGCAAUGCCACAUCAAAUCCAACGCUAAAUCGAACCAUUAUGAGAUACUACCGCUUCUCUUAUCCAUGAUGAGUGAACACAAGGUUUAAAAGCUUGAGUGUUUUGUUUCUGUUUUUUCUUAUUAUUAUUUCUGAGGGAGUCUUUGCUUUUAAGUUAAACUGCAGAUUGAGUUUUUAAUCAUUUAUAUCCUACAGUUGUUGAGAAAUCUCCUGUUAGGUUAUUGUGAGAAAUCUGAGAUGCAGCACAGACUCUAGCUGGGAAAUAGUUCACAGAUUUCAUAUUCCUCCAGCUACUGUUGUAUUGACAUCACAGUUUGGGAAAAUUGAAGAUAAUUGAGAGUGUUUAUGAAACUGCCAAAUGUUUGUCACAAACAAACAGAAAUUGCACCUUUAGUAGCACAGCAGACACGGCUGUUAGAGUGAGACUUCAAGGGCUGGGAUUGCAGUAGUUUGGCAUGCAGGGGGUAAAAGUUUCCAGCCUUCUUGAAGCCGGUUCUGUUUGUCUGACCUGUUUGUUUUUAUCUCAAACAAAAGCAGUAAAAGUUUGGGUGUUUGAAGCCAAGGCUGAACAUGACAUUUUUUUUAAUGUACUGAGGAACAAUUUUUUUAAAAAUCACAAGAUUCAGAUGUAGCAGAAUAUUUUGAGCAUUGCAUCAAGAAGGGAACUAAUAUACGACAGUGCUUUGAGGUAUGAGAUACAAUAAUGUUAGCAUUAGGAUAAUGUUGAACGGCAUAAAUGUGCUGCUAAGAAGCUGGGCAGCAAAUGAAGAAAGCACAUAAAAGGAAUUAAACUCUUUGAUUGUACAAAAAACUGCACAGACCUGUAAAAAUGUUAGAUUUGUGUCUCAAUUUUCACUUCCAUCUGGAUGUGUUUCAUCUAUAUCUCUGUGAAGGUUCACAGCCACAGAUGGUAAGUCAUAUUAUAACAAUAGCUUAUGGGGAGCUAUCUUGGAUGCUCACAGCUAGCCUCGCUGUAUUUCCGUAAAAACAUAACCUCUGGGCUGUUUCACAUCUACUGUGUGAAAAGUAACACCCACAAGUUGUGAGUAACUCUCAAAACAGCUAAAAAUGUGUUUCAGGUAGAAGCUAAGCAAAGUUUUCACAGAUGAAAAAAAAAAAAAAAGGUUAUAAAAAGCUGCAAAUCUGGCAAAGUUUCUCUCCAGGGGUCCCAGACUGACACAAUGAGAGGUGAAAAUGAGAAGAAAAAAAAAGAAACAAAAAAAAACACCCCGAAACAGAACAGCUGCCUCUUCUCGUGGAGUUUUUAACUUUGGGACUUAAAGACCCAUUGCCAUAUAAAUCAUGUUUUUAUUGUUUUUUGCAUGUUCAUAUGGCAUGUUUCUGAUGUUACAGGACAUAUCAUGAGAAAAAUAAGUGCGAAAUUGCAUUUCUGAAUAUUUCUGCAUUCAAAUCACUAUGAACCUUCUGGCAGACCCAACGGGAGGCUCAGACACAGUAAGAUCUCCUACAUCACAAAUCCCAGCUCUAAACCCCGACUAUGCAGGCCAGACUCGGAGAAAUCAGUGUUGGGUAGUAACGCAUUACUAGUAACGCGUUAUUAGUAACGCCGCUACGUAACGCCAUUACUUUAUUCAGCAACUACUAAUGUAAUGUGUAUUUUUAUUUUUUAUUUUUCUUUAAAUUCAACGGCACACAGUUCCCAUAACAUUUUUGUGAUCAAUAAAGUUUAAUUGAAUUGGAAAAACAAAGCACUUGUCACCCUCUAGCAUCACACAUGUACCAAACGUGCCAUAAAAAGGACUGGACAGGUCAGGGCAUGGCGAGAGGGGGAAGAUAAGUUCCUCCUCCUAUUCCAAGAGUCCAAUGGUAAAAUUUUGGUGUUCGUGUCAAGGUUUGCAUUGGUGCACAACGCAUCAUAUUGCUUGGAUGGUUAUCUUAUCAUAUCUUAUUAUCUUAUCUUAUCUCAUCUCUUGAAUGCCUUAAAAUAACAAAGACUGAGUUGGGAGGAGAUGUCUACAGCUUAUAUCUUUGGACAGAUAUCUGCAUUCGGAUGCCUUUUUCUACUUUUAAGGCUUAUAGAAAUCACACUCAUCCAUCAAGACACUGUUGGGCUCCAGCUGUGCUCUGGAUGAUGCUUUUAGCCUCUAUUCUUCCUCCUGAGAUUUAUGGUUUUCUUGCGUGAAAUCACUUGAGCAUGGCCGCUCAAUACCACCCAGACUACAAAUACACUGCAAUAACAGUCUAAUACGAGCUAGUGUAUUUGUAUUAUUUCUAGUCUAAAUAUCACUCUAAACAAGCAUAUACAUCUUAUCACAUGGAGCUUAACAUGUGGCAUAGAGUAAUGAGAUACUUUGGCGAAUGGAGGGGGUUUACAUGAAGAUAUCUGUUUGAAAUUUAAUCAAGGGUAAAAAAACACUUUUACUAUUCAAGCCUCUCCUUUCUCUUUUUGAAAAUCUGUCAUUAGGGUUGAAUGGAACAAUGCCCCCCAUUGCCUGAUUGCAUCCCCCUCUAUGCCAUCACCACCACCAUUAGUGUUAAAAAAUGGAUUUUCCGGUGUAUUUACAUUUUAUAAUAUAGUGCUAAUUUGACUGAAUGUUAUGAAAGCUUCAUUUGAAAAUCUGACCAUUGCUUUGCCUGUGAAAAAGCCCAUUAUGAGAGUCAUGCUGACCUUGUUCCUGCACUCUUUCACCCAACUGGUUUGACAAAAAGCUCACCAAUCUCCCCCACACAGACUCAUUCACCGCCUCCCUAUGCUAAUGAACCCUGAUGAGUAAUAGCACCUUAAUAUUUCCUGCAACAUAAUAAUGGAGGCUAAAUGCACCACAAUUAUUCUGAGCUUUUUAUUAAUGAUUUUGAGAAAAACACACAGGCCCCCCAAAUCAUCCUUCCUUUGUUCUCCCUGUGGCUCACCUUGAUCACAUUCAAAGGGAGAGAAGUCAUGAGGGAGAAGCUUUUGAUGUAGACGGAAAAAUAAUCAUGAGACGCUGCUGCUCUGAAUAUUUUCCCCUAAACUGAAAGCGUUUGGCUGUGAGGGCCGUGUCAACCACCUUUUUUUCUUUUUUUUCUUUUACAUACUUUCUCAGUAAAACCUGUUUCAUAAGAGAAAUAUGAAACACAGGGCCAAUGCAAAGGACUGACCCUGGUGUUAAAGUUUUACAGGGUUCACUCUCUGAUUUUAUGCUUGUCUGAUUUUAAUGCUCCUCAGAAACAGUUUCAUUUCUCUCUCACAGAUUGACCAACUCUCAUCGCAAAGCAAUCCGGGUCAUCCAGAGGUUGCGUUACUUAGUGGCCAAAAGGAAGUUUCAGGUAAGUUUGACGCAUUUGAUAGACAAUCUUUUUUUCAUCGUGAUAGAUUUUUAAUUUUAAUUAUAACUAAAACUGCAGUAAAUAUUUGCUCAUUCAUCCCUCCUAUGAUUUCUACAGUGGAGUUUUAGGGUCGGGCAAGAUUGAGUUUUUAUUAGUACAUUAAGAAAAGGUCCAACUGUGAAGAACAAAGUUGAAAUUUUUUUUAAAAAAAGUUUAAAACUCUUUUAUGGUUAAAAUUGUAGCAUCAAGAGAGAAAAUUAAAUGACAGUCUAGUGAUAAUUUCAAGAAAAAAGUCAACGAUGGCUUGGUGGCGAUGCCAAAUGUCCACAUAUAGAAUGUGUCUUUGGGUCAAAAGGCUUCUUCGUUACUUGUCCUCCACUGCUCUUUAAAUCAAUAUUAGUACAUAGAAACCAAGUACAUUAUCAAAAUAAAUGGUAUGCACAUAGAAAUGUCACAUCUCAACUGCUCAUUGGCUUGUCUCUGCUAAGAACAAACUCAAAAGUCAAGCCCGGUGAAUACCGGUCCCUUACAAACACUUUGAUCAAAAGUUGCCAAAGUCUUCUCUUGAAGUUUCACUGAUCUUAUAAACUCUGCUCGUCAUUGUAAACUGACAAGGUUCUGAUGAUUAUCUUCUCAGAUUAUUUUAUAGUGUCCUCAUGUGUGGGGGGAGUGAUUUCUCUUCGCUCCAAUCUGCAGGGAAGACUAUGUGAACAUUCACAACUUUAAGUCGUAAUUAUUAAACAUGCCCAAUAUAAACAAUCAGAAAUCUGUAUAUGUGGGGGAUCCCUGAAGUCGGCCGAUCAUGUGUGCUAUUCAGUGUCAUGUGGAACAACUUGAUAGCCAAACAAGAAGUACGCUGACUGAAGAAGCAAGCAUAACAAAUGCAACCGUGACAUCAAUAGUAAGUAACUGUAUAUAUUAGUUGAAGCAUCAGUGACCAAAAGAUGUAACUUAAAGCUCCUGUGAGGAACUUUUGUCUGUGUUGUUUUUGGUGCCCCUUGUGGACAAAGUGGUAACCUUGAUAUUGUUGCUGAGUGGUGUAAAUUGACAAAAAUAUCCUAUAAACAAAUAAAAUAGUAAUAAUUUAAAAAGUAAAGAAUACAACAACAAAUGACAAAAAGUUAUUCAUGUUCAAAAAGGAGUGGGAAGAAGUCGAGACUUACCUAGUCCCACCCCUUCUCCUAAACUAAUGGUUAAAAUAUGAAUCAUAAUAUUAUACAAUAUUAAUAAUCAUCAUAAUUAUAAUAGCAAUAAAAACAAUCACCACAGUGAAAAUAACAAAACAACAACAAAACAAUGAUGAUAAUGAUUAUAGUUACUAUGAUUGUACAUCCCUGUAUCCUGUGAAAACAUAUUCUUUAUAUUUUGUUUCAUAACGCAUUAAAAAAAAACCUGCUGGGGCUUUAAAUGAUCAACUUCAGAUUCUGUUCUUUUCUCUUUCUAUCCUAUGAAAAAUACUAAUGAACAUGUUUUAGACUCUGACACAUUGACUUUUUAAUCAAACGUGUAUUUCGACUUUUUCUCAAAACUUAAUUUCCCAGAAACUGAAUUUUGCCUUUUUUCUGAAGUUUCAUCUUCAUUCUGGACACUUUGACUUUAUUCUCAAAGUGCAUCAUGAGUAAAAUCUUCAUCCUCUCAUUAUUUCGUUCCAUCCUUGGCCCUGAAACCCUUUCCUAGAUUUCAAAGCUCCUCUGAGGAGCUUUUAGAUGAAUUAAAUUCAUAACCAUGCUUUGACAUGAGCUACAGAGGAAAACCACUAUUAUCAACAAGACUGACCUUUUUUGUACCAUUAUUUUUAAUGGACUUCAUCCCUGUUACUCGGUCUAUGACAGAAAAAGUGAUGAAGAGUACACGGCUGAAACAUUUUUCACAGCAAAGAUUCACAGUGAGUCACAUUUUAGACUGUUAGGAGAAAGCAGGAUAAGAUUUUUUUUAUCAGAAAAACAUCAUUUUUAAGCAUGAAUGGAGAAAAAUCAGCCUAAUCAGUACAUUGCAUUAGAGGGGUUGCCUUGGUUGACGGAAAAAUAAAAGUUCCCUUGGUGAUUUUUUAGCAUUUAGCAACCCAGAUUAGCCAUUUUAUCAAAUUUAACACUUCUCAGCAAAUCCAAAUUUCUUAUCAUAAAAAGGUGAAUUCAAUGUGACAUUAUUUUCUUUUAGAUUUCACAUAUCCAAAACCAGACACUAGACUGAGCAGCAGUUACUUAAGAGGUCCCUGGGUAAUCAAGUGUUAAUCAGACCUUAAGGUGGAGCAUGGUUAAGUUUAUUGUAGAAGCAGCAGCUUUAAUAAUGACAAGUCAACUCAACUUUAUUUUUCUUGUUUAUAAGACCUUUCAUUCAUAAAAGCAUGUAGCUCAAAGUGCUUCACGGCAGAAUGAGGUUAAAAAGAGGAAAUUAAAAGCAAUGACUACAAAAACAUUUAAGAGACAUGGAAAUAUAAUAAAUCAAUACAACAAUGUGUUCGGUUAAAAACAGAAAUAACACCUACAGUAAAUCUGGUGUAAAAUCCAUUAGGAUUUUGCUAAAACUGUGAAAUCACUAAAAAUAAAAAAAACUGAUUAAAAAGAUAAGUCUUACAUUUCCUUUAAAAAAAAACAAAGAGGGAGUUUGUUGUGUUAAUAUCCAGAGGCAGAGAGCAUUCGAUUACUGAGCUCUGCUUUAUUGACAGUCAAGUCUGUGUUAUGCUUUGACUAAAGUGGAUUAUUAUUUUUCAUUUUGAUUUAAAAAAUUGUUUCAGGGCUGCAAACUUCAAACCUGGACAGUAACAGAGUGGCAAAUUCUGCUGUUGAAAAAUGCUAGGCAGCAGACAAGUGGUCUCAGCUCCACUUCUGUGCCAGUAAGGGUUAGUUGGAAGUUAAUGGGAGGCUAUAUUUUCAAUGAAGCAGGCUUGAUAAUACCACUUCAGAAACUAAAUGGUUGCAAUCAAUGAGACUACGGCUUUGACACCCUUAAUUUAUUGUCUUAUUGCGGGGAGUCGUCUUAAACCACUACGCGGUUUUUGUUCCAUUUACACUCAUCUGUUGACAUGAAAUUGUUAUAGCAUUAAAUAAAUAGCAGGGGGUGUUUGCACAGAAUAAAUAUUUGGUGUCAACAUACACCAAGCUCAGCAGCCGAGAUAAUUGGAAGCAAUGAAACCAAAAACAUCACCUCUCAUGAGAGCUCCAGCGCUCUGUUAGAAACAUCUUCCCCAGCACUGCUCAAACAUGUAACAUUGAGAAAUAAAGGUUUAAUGUGUCACAAACAGUGUGCUGACAAUGUUUGUUUUUCCCACAUUAGCAAGCUCGUAAGCCAUACGAUGUGCGAGAUGUGAUUGAGCAAUACUCUCAGGGUCACCUCAACCUUAUGGUGCGAAUCAAGGAGUUGCAGAGGAGGUAAAGUGAAUAACAACAUAACAUUUCAUUAUGAGGAGGAAUACAGAGGCAGUGUGUGGAUAGCAGCUCUGUUUUUUUCUGGCUUCAUCUUGGUGUUGUUUCUCUUAGACUGGACCAGUCUUUGGGGAAGAUGACUUUGUUCCAGACAAGCUCAGGUAAUCAAUCAACCCGCCGCUCUCUCACAGUAUAUUGUAGUUUCAGUGUGUUAAACUACCGUUUACUGUAAAUCCCUGCUUAUACUGCUCCAUCUAUUACUCUCCUACUCUACCAUACUGAAGAGCGAGCCAAAGACAAAGGCAACAACUCCAUCGGAUCCAGACUCAACAGGAUAGAGGACAAGGUGGGAAUUCUUGUAUUUUAUGUAGUUCAUGGGACAGUAACCGAUUCUUGUAACCAACAUAAAUGUUUUAUAAAAACUGAAACAUUAUAAACAGGUUGACUAGUUUUAAUUACUUUAUAUUUGCAUCACAGUCUUGUGAGGUUUAGCCCGUCAGAUCGUGUUGUGGGACAUUAGGUGAGACAAAGUGAUAUGAUAAAGUGACCCAGAGUGAAUGACGCAUCCACAGCAGCGCAGUUUUUAAUUGAUAUUUGAUUCAUUUUAAACUAUCUUAGCUUCAUACAAAGAAUUGAGAGUUGAGGUGGUGGGGGGUCUUUUUUGCAUUGAGUUCUUUUUGUACAGCACUUUGUGUUGCGUUAUAUAAAAGUGCUUGAUGAAUAAAGUCUGAUUUACUGAUUGACUAGUAUUGGUAAUCAGUCAAAUCCUGGAUAUCUGCCCAAAUAAUCAGCCAAGAACAGUUAUCGGUCAACCCCUAAUUUUAAUCUGUUUAUUUUUCAUUGUAUAUACAUAAAACUUCUAUCAACAGAGCUUAACAAAAAAGCACCCUUUAUCAAAUGUUAUUUUGGUUGCAAAGAACUGGUUACGCGAUGUUUGUUGAUUUUGAUCCAUAUGAAUUCUGUAUGCAUAGACAUGCCGCCUUGUGAUUGUUUCUUUAAAAUAAACAGAAGACCGAAACUGUCAGUUUUUAUUUGAGGGUGCAUCAUAACACAGAAUACAAAAUAAGUUGAAACACAACCACUAAUAUGAAUUCUCUUUCAAAAUCUGACCUUCAAUCCCAGCCUUACAGACAAUUUUAAUUUUAUAUUGUGUAUCACAGUGAGAUUUCCUCAGUAGUUUUUAAUCAAAAUCAGAAAUAUUUAUAAAGUUAUGACUUACAGGGAUGACAGUUUACUCUGUGAAAGCCUCUUCAUCAAAAUUCUGCCCCUGAAGUGAAAUUUUGUUUUGUGCUCAACAUAGCAGAAAAUAAUUUGUCACAGGUUAAUUGUCAUUACCAUUAAGGUUUGACAAACACAGGGUGAUUAAAUUACAUUAAGGACAUAAUUGCCACAGACUUCUUUUUUAGCCACAUGAAAUGACUCUCAGUGCUUAAUUUGAUUUGAACGGGUGGAAAGCAUCCUAAGUGGUUAAUUCAAUUAUAAGACAGGAUGUUUCUAUUACCUUUGUUCAUUAAUGUUUGUGUCAACUCUCAUAGAUGGCACGCUUGGACCAGUCGUUGCACCGAGUAGCAGAGUCCCUUACCGUUCUGCUGGACCAGAGAAAUGCCGCUGAGGGUGAAGGUGGAGGCAGGCCGAGGCCAGGGCUUGGACAGACCUCACAUGUUCCCCCCAGUCAGGACAGCCUGCCAAGCUACGACCAGAUAUCUUCAUAACCUUCAUCCUUUCACCCUAACUCUGCCAGCAUCGCAGCCGGCCCAAGACCGCACUUCGGUAUCUCCACCAGCACAAAUCAGGAUGAAGGCUGACAAGGCCACAUCAGCUAUUUUUCUCUCUCUCUCUCUCUCUCCCUCUAUCUCUCUCUAUCUAUCUCUGAUUGGAUCACAUUUUAUGAAAGGCCUGCACAGUGGUUUAGUGGUUAGAACUGUGAUCUCACAGCAAUGAGGUUCCUGGUUCAAAUCCUGGCUGGGGUCUUCCUGCAUGGGGCUUGCAUGUUUCUUUCAUAUAGACAUACUGUACCUCUAACCCUAUGACAGCACAGAUAUUCUUCUAACACGGUGAAAGAAGGUUAAAUUUAAACACUCCUUUUUUAAUUUUUGAUAAACUAAACCAUCUAAAUCUAGAUGUCUAAUCUAAAUCAAGUUAAAACCAGAGUUUACCAGUAUGUGAUAUACAAAAACCUACAAAACACAGCUGUAUCAGGUGUUAAGCCCACCUAAAUCUAAAACUGGAUGUGCCUGAAGGUGUUCAGCUUGUGUUUUUAUAUUACUAACAUUGGAAAAAAGCAAAUUAUAUACUAUAUAUUAACCAUUAUGUUAAUCAAAAUGCAUGAGUGAAAAUACACCACAAACUAACUGGCCAGCUAACUGCAACAAAUGGAUGUGUAUUUCCUGAGAAAACCUUUUUUUAAGUAAAUUGAGAUUAACCAAAUUUGAACAUCAUCUCUAAACUCUCACUGCCUUCGAGUAUCACACUGCUACAAAGAUACAGAGAACCUGAAAGCUAAAGCAACAAAGCUACAUCAAGCAAAGCUAGCUAGCUGGUGAGAUGGUCAAUACUUGUCCUUAAAAAAGGCAAAAAAAUCUUUAAUAGUUUUAACCUUCAAGUUGUGAAAUUAAAAACUGAUGUGUUGCUUAUUAAUUUCUCUUUCUCUAUUACCAACAGUGGCUUAACUAUGUCAAACAACAACCACUGCUUUGCUCUGACUGCCCUUAAACCUAUAACACUGCAAGCUAUCUUAGCAAAUGAUGAAAUUGCUAAAUUUAGCUUAGCUGUGUUUGCCUUUUUGUUGUCAGUUUAUCAAAAUAUGAUCAUUUUAUAGGAUUAGAGUGACACUUGUUCUGUUGAACUCUCAACUAAACUGACACAUGGUGGCCUGAAUACAGUUAUGAUAACGCUAAACUCCUGUUUAGACUAAGCCUUAACACCAGAAUUUACGAGAUUUAGCUCAGUUGUACACUGUAAGCUGAGAAAAACAAGUUAAAAUAAGUGACAACGCUUGCAAAACAAACUUUGUUGACUGAAAGUUUCAUCAUUAUUCUUGUCAAGUCGGUAAAUAGCCAAAGGCAGAUGUUGAACUAUGACUUUACCCAUUGGUUCGCUGAAUGUUUGGUGAGGUAUUGAUUUGAAAUAUCACUGAGAUCUCAGAGUAAUUUAUCAGACUAAGUUCUGAAGGGAAGGUUGCCUUUUGUAGUAUUAAUAAUCCAUCCAGGUCUGUGCUGAAGACUGUUAUUCACUGUGAUUCAUCACUGCAUAUUCUUUUGAGAUGAUAGUGUUAGUGAUAGAAACGCAAUAUUACGGUUUCAAAUUUGAUAUUUCAUAAUAUCAUGCAUUAGUUUUAUUGCCUGGAAGUGCCUUUUUUUAAAAGUACUUGAAAUACAAAUUACAAUCAAUUCAGCGUCAUUUGCCCUGCUCCUCAUUGACUACUGUGAUUCAAUACCAUUUUUUCUGUGAAAUAAAACAUUUUAUAACAUUAAUGUGAGGAAGAGGCAAACCUUGUCAUACUUCAUUUGAAAAUUUCAGCUUUAUCAAUAUAUUUUCACUGAUUUUUACUCAAUAUCACGUUUUGUAAAUAUAAAAAAAAGUCUCCUAGAAAUAAAAGUUUUUGGUACUAAG